GUGUACGGUGUACGGUAUAUUUUGUUUGAAAAUUUAACUCGCCCUUGUAUUUUUAUAUAAUGCUUAAAGUAAAUAAUGUUUCUCGGUGUGUAAAUGAAUAUUCAAACAUAUUUAAAACGGACGGAAAUAUUUUAUUUUGCAACUUUUAUUGUAUAAAUGUGUCAUGUAACGGAACAUUUCAAGUAGCACAACAUUUAGAUACUGCAAAACAUACAUCGAAUUGCAGAUUGAAAGAAAAGAAGAACACUCAACCUUUUAUAAAAAAAGACAUUUAAUCAGGUCAGAACUAAUAAUUAAAAUACAAACGAUAUUUCACUUUUUAAAUUAAACAAUCCACAGUUUAUAUUGUUUUUUGAAAAAUAUUUAAAACUCAAAUUAUCAGAUGAAUUAAACCACCGAAAGAACUGUUCACCAUUAUGCUAUGUUUUAUAUAAGAUUAGGAAUGAGAUAGGGAACAGUCCAAUUUGGGUUUCGAUCGAUGUACAAGGACGAUAAUAUGUCGCUAAUGUCAUUAUUGGGGAAUUACCAUCUAAAAAAAUGUAUAAAACCAAUCGUUUAAACAGUUGAGCAAUUACAAAAGGAAAAUUUUCAAACAAUUUCUAAAUUAUUUAAUAUGACUUCAUGAGCAUUGUAUGGCCCGAAAAAAUAUUACAUGAAAGAGUAUUGUUGUAUGUAACCGAUGCUGCUCCAUACAUGGUUAAAUAUGCCGAAGCUUUUAAAGUAUUUUACACCAAAAUAAUUAAUGUGACAUGCAUGGCUCAUGGACUACACAGAGUAACUGAAGUCAUAAGAGAUAAAUAUCAACAUUUCAAUAGAUUAGUUUCAUAAAUUAAAAAGAUAUUUUUAAAAGCACCUUCACGUGUAAAUAUUUUCAAAAAAAUGUAUCCCAAUUUGAGUUUACCUCCACAACCAAUAUUAACUCGUUGUGAUACACGGCUUGAGGUAAUUAGUUACUAUGGGGAAUAUUUCAAUGAGGUAAAAUAUUUUAUCAACAUUUUUAACCAAAAUGAACCGAAGUUUAUUGAAAACGCACAUAGUUUAUUUCAUAAUAAAGAGUUAAAAAAUGAGCUUGUCGUUAUAACAAUACACUUUCAGUGUUUAAUAGACAAUAACAAAACUAGAGAAAUCGAAUGUUAUUUUUAGGGAUAGUCUAUUGCUCAUAGAAAAUAUUAAAAUUGAAUUUGAAGGAGAGCCAGGGAUAGAUUUCGCUAGAUCUAAACUUACAAAUAUUUUGUCAAAAAAUUGUGGGUAUUUACAUUAAAAAAAAUUGACAGUGUAAUAAAGGUAAGGGAAUGUGAUGAGGAACUGUCAGUUGAAGAUUUAUCUAGUUUUAAAUAUCCACCUAUUGUAUCUUGUGAUGUGGAAAGAAGUUUUUCCAAAAACAAAAGUUUGCUUCGAGAUAAUUAUAGAAGUUUUCAAAUCGAAAACUUGAAAUUGAUUUUUGUUACUUCAUGCUGGUACUCGUCUUAUAAUAAUAAUUGAAUAUAAAUAGUAUUAUAAUUUUAAACACAAUUCCAUAAAAAUAAUGUUAUUCUGAAUUUUAAAAUAAAUAUUUUGAAUUUUUUUUAAUACAUUUGUUUGUACAUAAAAAAAAAUAAUUUUGCAUAUUUUUACAUGUUUAUAAUAUGAAUCUGCUUUUUUUUUUAUAGAUUUGUAUUGCAUAUAAAUCCAAUAAAUUAUUUAACACUCAAUAUGUUUACUAUCAGUUUGUUGACAUUUGUUUAGUAUCAAAUAGAUAUACCCAAAUACUUAAGUAGGUACAACGGAAAUGUUGUCAUUGUGGGAACUAUGUCUGAUUUUUAUUUUUAUUUUAAAAUAUGGAAUGUGAGUAAAAGAUUAAAGGUACAUGUUCACUAAGAUUGGUGAUAAUUUGUUGCCAAAUUGACCAGAUUUUAAUUUUAGUGAAUUAAAAAUGUAUCUAACUAAAGUAAGGUAAGCAAUUAAUAGUAUCUAAUUGUCAGUUAUUAACCUUCUACCAAUGGUGCGAGGUAAAUAAUCUCUAAGUUUAAGUAUAGACAUUAAUACUACAUAUAACAUGUUUAUCUAAAUUUAUGAGUCAAUAAAAAAAAAAAAAAAAAAUUUGUACACAAAAUAGUUAAAUAUACUGAAGAUACUAUAAUAUGUAACUUAAAAAAAAAAAAAUAUAGGAAAUUUUGGAAAAUGUUUACUCCAUACUCUCAUAUUUAGUAUAUGAAAAAUAAACUGCGUAAUCAGUAGAAAGUUAAUAAUAAUCAUAGUAUUAUAAAUUACUACAGACUUGGAAAUUAACAAUCAAUUAUAGUGCUUUGUUAUAGGCAUGGGGUGUGGUUAUAAAAUGAAGGUAAAAACAUGUUAAAUAAAAUUGUUUUAUUAUUGUGAGAAAAAAAAAUGGAAUACAAUAUUAUGCUUUAAAAAAAGAAAGAAGAAAAAAACCAUUAUUAUUGUUACUAAUGCAGAAGGGUUAUAUUAUUAGUUACACUCGGAAAAAAAAUAUUUUAACUAGAAUAGAUAUAAUAUUUAUCUUAUUAUUAUUAUUAUGAUUAAAGCUAUACAAAAUAUUAGAAUACAAAAUUACUACUUAAUUAUAUAAAAAAAAAUUUUGAAUAAUAAGGAGAACACACAAUUAAUGUUAUUAUAAUAUCUGUAGGAAUAAUAUUUUAUAAAUUAAUUAAAUAUUAUAACACACACACACACACACACACAAACACUAAAAUGUAAUGAAUUUUAGCUUAAAAAUAAAAUUCAGUAUUGAACCACAUUCAGUGUAUUAUUCACCCAUAAGUUACAAACAUUAAUUCUAAAAAAAAAACUGAUUAUAUAAUUAUUAUCAUAUAUAUAUAAUAAAUUAUAUAAACAGUAUACGAUUAGUAUAUAUAUAUAUAGAUAGUUUUCAAAAAUAAUAACUAUAUAAAAGAUAGUUUUACAAAAUACAAAAUGUCCAUAUAAGACACCAUUUUAAUAUAGAAACUUGUUUCCUAAUAUCUAAAUUAAAAUAUCCAUACAAACACUUGAUCAAAUAUAAAUACACAUAGAUAAAAUAUAGGCAUAAGUAAAAUAUGUUUAAUAAUAGAAGUUAAUAAAAAGUAAGACUUAAUACAAUAUGAUUGUAUCAAUAUUUCACUUUCAAACCAUUUUUAAUUGCUAUUUUAUUUAAACAUAUUAUUUAAGGGUUUAUAUUUUCAAUUUUUUAAACACCUGUUUAUAAAAUUAUCAUUAAAUAAAUACUUUUAUAUUAUAUCUUAUGUAAAAAUUUGAAAUGCCCCUUCGAAAAAAACCAAAUAUAUAACUAUUAUUAACCCUAAAAAUAUAAUCAAUCUGAUUAUAAAAUCAUGACAAGCAAAAACUGUUUUUAACAACCCGAAAAGUCAUGAAGUCGGGUUGCAUAAACUGUAAAUCAUUGAUCGCUUGCAGUAGGUUUUAGCUCUUUGAUUUGUUUAAUCAAAUAGGCCUUCUCGUCAUUGAAUUGUUCAUCUUCAGAUCUUUCAGUGUGAAAUCUAGUCAAAAACUCGACAAGCUUGUCUUGAUUACGAAGCAAAAUGUCAAGUAUAGGCUUGGGUUUGUUAGGGUUAGCAACAAAUACCUAUAAACAAAAUAAAAUAAUAUUAUUUUUUACAUUUUAUACAUUAAAAGCCAACAAAAAAUUUUACCUUGAAAACAUGGAAUGCUUCAAACUGGAUGUUUCUAGAUUUUUCUUUCAACAUGUUCAUCAUCAGUUUUAAAUUGUCUGGAUUUGAUAUAUAACGGGUCAUCACCUGUGACAAUAAUAAAAUGUAAUUAAUAAUUAGCAAGAACAGUGUUCAUUAACAAAAAACAUACAGUGAAAUUAUGACGAUCCAACAAAAGUUCCCCAAGCAAUUUAAGACUUUGACGACGAGUCACAUAAUUUUCGGAGUUUAGUAACUGUUGGUAAUGAGUAAAUACUUUAUCAUAGUUAAUUUCAAGAAAUUCUGCGCAUAGUGGUUUGUGUCGAGUCAACAAUUCCUGUUUUUACAUAAUCAUUAUUAUAUUAUAAAUAAUAAAAUAAAAAUACUUAAUUAAUAUUAUUAUAGAAGUGCACACUUUAAAUGUGGAAAAUGCGUCUGAAGCAAUAUCAAAAGUAGACACUUCCACAUAACGGAAGAAAUUAAAGAAUUCUUUUGAGUAAAGCAUGAUCUUGGCCAACGCUUCAUAUCUAGCGCAUUCACGUAACAUUGUGCCACAGUUCAGUGCAAUUUCCUGAUGUUCAUACCUUUAAUUAUAAAUAGUUUUUUUUAAUUUUCAAUAAUUUAUUGAAUUCUGGUUAAGAAAAAUAUUUAGACACAACUCUUAUUUUCAUUUAAUAGAAAGUAGGUGAAAUAAUAAUUUGCAUAAAAUAAAUAAAAGAUAAUUUACAACAUUGCCAAAUUCCUUUAAAAUUGAUUAUGUGUUAUUUAAUUUAUUAUUGUUUAGAAGUUCCCUAAGGCUUGGAUCCCUAAAACUAUUGAAAAAUGGUCCAAAAAAAAGUUAAAAUUAUCCUAAACAUUGCCUUUUAUCAAAAUAAUGCCCUUAAAGAAUGAUACAAAAAGCUAAAACCUGUUAUAAAAAUGUAAAAUAGGGGAAAAUAUAAUAUUGUGUAUAUUAAAUUAUCAAAAUAAAAGGAUCGACAAUGUGUAUUAAUGAAGAAUAUCUUAAAUCUAAUCGGUAAAGCAAAUUCCACAAAAACAACAUUUUUUGACAUUACAUCUUUUCAUUUUGAAUGACUUAAAUUUAAAAUAUACGAAUAUGUACUUAAAACUAACAAAAUUACCAAUCAAGUUUUAAAAUAGAAUGUUCACUUUUCAAGUAGGUAUCUUACAUAAAUCAAAUUAUGUAUUUGAAAAGCAUUGCCUUAGAUUACAUUUUGGACUGGAAUCCUGACCCUAGAUAUAACUAUAAGUAACUCUAAUAGUAUACAUUUUGAAAAUACUAACAGAACAAUAUAAUAAUUCUCGCCUUAGAUUAAAAAAAACUAAAUAUAAUAUUAUAUAUAUUGACUAUAUACCUUACCCUGCAAUAAGAGUAAACAAGAUUUCUGAUUUAGCACAGAUGUGUUCAACAGUAGGCGAUCUGCUACCGAGUUGUCGCCGAAGAACAUUGUUAAAUACUUGAGCAACAUCCUUUUUGCCCUGUAAUAUUGUAUGUAUUUUAAAUAUUAAAUGAACAUUCAAAUUCUACUAGUUAACUUAAAAUAUUUACUUCAAAGUCUAUUUUCGUUAAAUUUUGUACCAGCAUGAGUAAUAAGUUGUUAUUGUACAUUUCUUGCGCUAGUUGGGCAACAACAAUAUCAGACAAAGGCUCAGUGUCAGCGGUUCCAUAUAACAAAUUCUUAAUGACCAAAAGAUUUUUACUCACGUCUUCCUGUGCCUGAAAUAAUAUAUAAUAAUAAUAAUAAUUGAUACAAAUGCAAAAAUAAUGUAACAAAUAAAUUGACUAUUUAUUAACUGUCCAUUAAUAUUUGUUAAAACUAGGUUGAGAAUAAUAUCCAUCAGUCAACUGCAGUAUUAUUAGCUAUGAAUGUACAAAAGUUAAUCACUUUGAUCUCUAUUAAAACGGUCAGUAUUAUAUUAAGUUUAAUUGAUCUUAUCAGAUAUUCUUUUAUUCAAAUUACACAGUUUUUUUUUUUUUUUUAUACGAAUAUUGUAUCGAUAUAAUAACUAAAGUACUUAAAUAGAAUAUAUGUAUUAUAAAAUUAAAUAUAAUAAACAAAUUUAAAAAAUACCUCUGAAAAUACCUAUACAUGAAUUUGGUAACUAUUUGUGUUAUCUAAAAUUAUGUUUGAAACGAUAAAAUAAUUUACCUUACAGAUAAAAUAUUAUAUAAGUAUCAGUUAAUGUUUUUAUUUUUUUCUUUAAAUCAGUAUUUAAUUCUAUACUUACUUUUUCCAAUUUUUUAUCUCCUUUUUCUAAAGCUACAACGGCUUCUUUUAUUUGUUUUACAACCUCCACUGGGUUUUUCUGUGAUUUCCCGAAUAAUGGCAUGUUUCUAAAAUAUAUAAUAGGAUUCAUAUUGAGUAAUACAAUUAUUUUUCUUUAAAAUAUACCAUUUGACCAUCACCAAUCAGAAUUCAUAGGUGGUCAAUAAUGUACUGACUUAUUUAAAACACGAAUACAUAAAACUCAUCAUUUUAUCUCUCUUUUAGGAACUAUAUAUUAUAAUAUUUAAAAGAAAUGUUAAUAGUAAUAAUAUCUUAUUUCUAUAAAACAAUGUAUUCAAGCAAAUAAUUAUAAUAUGCAUUUAUAUCUAUACAUAAUUAAGAUAAGAGUUUAGAAAACACCUAAUCGUUUAUUUUAACGUUAUCUUUCUUUUAAUAUUAUGGAACACAAUACUAUACUAAUAUAGUUAUACACCUGUAAAUAGUUAUCUAAAAGUAGGUAUAUAAGUAUAAAACAUGGGAACAAUUAAUACAAAUAAUAGAUUCAAUGAAGAUGGUAUGUUUUUAUUUAAAAACAAAAAAAAAAAAUAUUUACUUAUGAUGUUUGUAUACAACGGGCAUUUUUUUUUAUAUAGGUGUAUAUAAUAUUGUAUUGAAGUACCUACCUACAAUAAACAACUAACCAAAUAAUAGAAACGAACAUAUUGGAAAUGAUCCAAUAAAUUUACUUAUAAACAGACAAAAAAGUUACUACACUCACAUUGAAUUGCUUAACGAUUAUUAUACAACCAUUUAUUACAGAGCAAAAGAAUCCAAAAAUAAAGAUCAAUACAAUAAAGCAUACAAAACAUAUUAUUAUUGCAAAGUCUUGGAAUGAUAAUACUUUGUGUUUAAUUGUUUAAUUAAGUACCUAGGUAUUUAAAUGUAAAAAUAUAUUGUAUUAUAAUAUCCGUUCUAUUAAAUUAUAACUGCAAGUUGAAUGUCACAGACAACCAAAUUUGUAGACUAUAAUUAUAACAAGUUUUAGGUUUUUAGAAACAAAGUAGGUAAUAAAUUAAGGUCUUAUUAAAUGCGUACAACAACAGUAUCAGUAGAAUGAUAUUUAAUAUAAUUAAAUAGGUAGGUAUUAAAUAGGUUCUAUAGGUAGGUAGGUAUCUAAUCUCAAUAUUUAAACUUUGUAUCAAAAUAAUAUUAUAAUUGAUCAGCAUUACAUAUCAUGAUAUUUUUAUAUUCUGGUUCGCCUUUUAUUUCACGCGAGCUGUUCGGCCCGACUACUCUCGCUGCUACAGUUUACUUUAACAUUCCAUUAAAUCCGUUUUUUUAAUAAUUUCAACUAUUAUUAUUUUGAUUUUUUUCGUUUUAUUCAACGAGAAUCCAUUGUUUCCUUAUCACAAUAUUGUAAACAAAAAAAAAGUGCACUAAUCAGUCAAGACAAAUCGUAUGAAUUUACUGGGCUCUAAGUUAAUCCGGAUUGCCAAGACCAAUUACCGUGCGGAUAUUUGAAACAGAGGGAGCUUGUAAAACGCAUUCUCAAAACCAAAUCGAUGGUCACGGGCCGCAGCGGCAAAAUCGGGUUCUACUUCGCCUCAUUUACUCGUCCACGCCACACCGCUCGCCUCUAACAAGCUUGCGAAGCGUUUUCAUUGUUCUAUACGGCUCUGUCUGUCUCCGGCUUUUUUUUUUCUCUCACCUGUCGACUUGAAACGAAAAACAAACCACCAAGGAGAAACCUGAUCUAAACAUCGCUGGCGCACACGACGUCAUCGGUCACCGCCGCGCAAGAACGACGAAUAUUAUCGCGGCGAAUAAUAUACUCACAGAACAGACUGCAAACGAUUAUUUGUAACGGUUUCGUUUUUCUACCAGACGGACACGACGGCCGGCGACUAUAUUGGAUACGACGGUUUAUAAUUAUUCUCGAAGACAAAUACAAUUAGGUACACACCGGGUCGCAAGCCUACGUAUAUCUCUGGGAUAAGAAUACGAGUAUCGAGAUAAUUGCGUUCGCGACGUCUACGGCCGUACAAGACUGUCAAGACUGCAGAGACGAUGCGUUUACCGUGCAGCGCGCUAUCGGCUUACACAUGCCAAAAUAUUUCCAAGACGCGAUCGUCUGCGUACGUGCGUGCGUGCAUAGCGUGUGUAUCGCGCCCGCGCGUGCGUACCCGCGUUCGGAGUUAUCGUCGUCAAAAUAACAACAGCGGAUGGAUACAACAACAAUAAUAACAACAACGAUGACGACGACGACGGCGAUAAUACAUAAUUGACCGCGGCGACGAAAAAUUGCAUGUUAACGCAGGUAUAAUAUUGUGUUAUGCGCACGUACCUAUUUAGUAGUGAACAGUGUUGACGGUGAACGACGACGACGACAAUGUCCGUCGAGGAUUGUUCUCGGAAAACUGCUGAUGUUGCGGCGGCGGUACCUGCUGACGGUUUCGUUACGACUGUCGGUCCACUGUUCGGCCGUAGCACAAACGCUGACGUUAUGCGGAUUUCUCGCUCGGAACGGACGACAGACGAGACGCACAGUCAACAGCCGACGCUAUAACUACCGACAACGAUCGCCGACGCUAUCGCACGAGUACGCUGCAGCGGUGGCGGCGGCGGCGGCGGCGACGGCGUCGGCUGCCGCAGCAGUAGGACGUAGGUACGCCAACGCCGCCUUCUACUUCACCUCCUCCGCCGCGGCGGCGACAACGACGACGGGUUAUAAUUUGGCUUUCGUUCGCUAUGCAGUCCACCGUGACAGCAGCAGUCGCCGCCGUACGUUGCACCAGGGCCGUCAUUUUCAAAUGGGCGCGAGGUGGGGGGUGGGGAAUAAUGCACGUGCACUAUUAUUGGCAAUCUGUGUUCUAUAGGUUUUCCGGCGAAAUAAUAAUAAAAAAAUCACCGAUAUUCCGACACAUAGUAUCAAUACAUACGUAGCCACGUAGACGGUACUAUAUUUUAUCGAUGAGACGUAGAAAAAAAAAAAAACCUCAAGAGAAAGCCGUGUAGGUAUAAUUUUUUCGGUGAUGUGUACCUACGGAAAAAAAAAAAAAAAAAGAUACAAUAACAAUAACGAUCUCGGAGUGAAAAAAUCACAAACGGAUUAUAUGGAGAGAGGAGGGGGCCGAAGAAGAAAAAACGGGCACCGGCAAAUUACCGACAAAUCAUAAUGAUGAACACGAGAAAGUCGGGAUUACAUAUUAUACGUACCUGCCUAUUAGAAAUUAUUCGUACUUUUUUUUCCAAAAACUUUAAGGCGGUUGAAAGCAGUGGCGUAGUUAUGGGAAAGGGGGGGAUAUGAUAAGGAUAGAUCGCCGCACUACGUAUAGGUCAUUCGUUUAUGUUAUAUAAGCUGUAGUAUGCCCGUUUGCAAUGAAAAAUCGAUUCUGAGCGGAGUAGUAUCAGUCUUGUUUUCCUCUUUUCGAGCUAAGGCAUCCCAGAAAUCAACAUAACUGAGAACUAUGUACCGACAAUAUUGUUCGUCAGUUUUUAAAUUUUAUAGAAAAACUGUGGGAAAUCUAGAAAUUGUUUUCAAAUAAAGUACCACCGGUCAAAAAUAUGCAUCUUUUAAUCUUUUCGUGUACAAUACGAAUAAUUUAGACUAUUCAGAGCAUUAUUUUUACUGGCCGAAAAAGUAUUUUCCGAGAAAAAAAAAACCCAAAAAGAGGACCUAGUUGGACAUUUAAUAAAGAGUGUUAAUUAAAGUACCACCGAGUAAAAAUUCCACAUCAUUUAAUGUACCUAAUGCGUGAAAAAGUUCACUCACUAAAAAAAGUGCGAUUGGGAAUUUCGGAAAAAAUUUAAAUUUCAUUUAUUUUUUAAAUACGGUCUGCGAAAAUCCUCAUAUUUUGUAGUGUAGCAUGAACGCAUUUGUACAAACCGAAAAAACUUUUUACACAUAAAAAAAAAAAAAAAAAACCAACACAAAACACAUUUUAGUAAAACGAAUAGUUUCUUCGCUGCACUCAGUAUAUACUGAAAGAAAAACGACGUUAUAACAAUAACAAUAAACUAGGUAGACUUGAUAAAUAUGAUUUUUGCUAUUCAGCCGAAAAGGCAAUCUCAUCGAAUUGACAAUAUAUAAUUAUUAUAGCGCUGGUUGGUAAUAUUUUAUCUUUACUAUGACAAAUAUUGUCAAUAAGACAAGAUUCGUGAAGUUUACUAAAAGAAAAAAAAAAAUCUUGUAACUGCCACACGGUCGGGCAUUGAACCCGAGACCCUGUCUUAUCUAAUCUAACGCCCUAACCACUACAUUACUUUACCUGGUUGCUGAUUAGCCGAUUUUAUGACUAUGUAAGUUAUAAAUCAAUUUCAAAAUAUUAUAAUAGUCUUGCUUGUACAGUGACGUCUCGAAAUUGCGGCCUUUUGGAAACAAGAACUUUAACCUCCUCUAAAUAGUGGACACCAGUGCCAGGGGGAUUGCGGACGGGGUGGUGAGCGGGCGUGCCCCCUCCCGUUUUUUGUUUAUUGGUUAUUUUGGUGUAUUUUAUCGUUCAACAAAGUAUGGCAACUUACAUAAAAAUAAUAAAUGUCCCCCCGAGAAAAAAAAAAUUGGUUACGGUACUGUAUAAUAUAAUGUAAUGACCAAUUACAAUAAUAAUACGAAUUCAAUUUAACUGCCAACCACAUUACAAAUUAUAUGUUUUUGGCAUAUGAUAUUUUAUGUAUGGAGAUGUAAAGUAAACGACUGGUAUCAUUUAAUGCGUUAAUGUCGAACCGUCGCGGACCACGGUCAACAAUAUUAUGAUCAUAUAUUCAGAAUUUUAUUUUAUUACUGCACCAAUGAUGUCAUGUGAUUAAUAUAUUCAAAAUAUCAAUUCAACAAUUCGUUUAUAAUAAUCUAAUAAUAAUAUAUCUAUAAUAUCAUUUAAAAAUUCGUUAUUAAUAAUAUAAUAUAUUCAGAAUAUUCUUUGGCCACACCCGUUAAAUGGGUAUCGGAUAGUAGAUGAGUGGAAAAUCGUAUUAUUAGGGUUACUAGGGAAAACUGUUUCCAAUCAGCGGUGACCACUGACCAUACAUCCCGUUUAAAACGGGAUUGUCCCUUUUUAAUCCCUUUAUUUCAUUGUGUGUGCGUGUAAACGAAAAACCGGUAUAUGAAAAAAUACACUACGGUAGUGCAUUCAAGAAAGUUUGAAAAUUUAACAUUAGUUUUAAAAAAUAAUAAAAAACAAAUUAACGGGAAUGCGAAUUGAAGAUAAUCUUUACAAUGAGUAGAAUCGUGUAUAAUUUUGUCAAUGUCGUAAUAAAUGAUAAAUUAUUGACAAUUUAAAAGAAUUACAGAAUAAUUGUGUUCUUUAAUGUAUAAAGAAAACGAAAAAAAUAAAAAUAAAAAUGGUGUGGCGUCUAUACAGUUUCAGAAAAAAAAAUAUAUAUUUAUAUAUUUAUCAACAAUUGUUGACAGAAUAUUCUCUAGUUAUGUCUGGAACUAAUGCGGUUGACAAAAUAUGUUCCAGUGUGAUUAUGGACGGUUAAACAAUUCGCAUUAUUUUACCUACCUACCUAUAUUAUCAAAGAAAUUAUGAUUCUAAAAAAUAUUCUCGUAGUGAUUUUUAUGAUUUUUUUUUGCACAACCAAAAUAAUUACUAAAUGCAAUUAAUUCACAUACAAAAAAAAAAAAAAAAAAAAACCAAGAGCAUUCGACAUAAACCCGAUAAAAAUAAGAAUAUUUUGAAAAUUUUUUCAAACUCACAAUAAAACCGAACACAAACAAAUAUUUUUUUAAAAUAAUUAACUAUUUAUAAAUGAUCUUGAUUGUGUUUUUUCAGAGUAAACCUUUCAUUGUUUGGUCCGUUUUUUUUCCCUUAUAAUAUGGGCACCCUAACUAUGAACCUAUUAUUGUACCUAUAAGCCAAGUGACAACGGAAAGCCAAAAACCGAACGCAGUCACUAGUUUAAACAAAAAGUCGACUGUAACAAGUCUGUGUUCGAUUAUCGAGUACGUUAAACGUGUAGGUAGGUCCUUUUCAUUAUAGAAGUUGGUGUGAAACGACGAAUUGAAAUUUCUUCAUAAUCCGUGUGUAAAACACAAAAAAUAAUAUUAAAAUCCCAAGAUUAACACUAGUGAUUGCGGUCAGUCGAUAACGCGGCCGCGCGACGCAGCUUGUGAAUUGAAGGUGGAAUUCCCCAUUGCUCAGUCAGUCAGUCAUACAAUGAUAAUUUAUUUCGAUUCAAACUGGACUUAAACAUAGAUUACGGUAUUUUUAUAUUCUUGUUUGUUUUUUUUUUUUGAUUAACUUUGAAUAUUUGCUUAUAUGUCCAUUGUACAUUUAUACCGGUGGUGUCCAAACUUUUUUUCGUAGAGAAACCUAUUAAGAAUGUAUUUGUCCUCUGAUGAUCGACUUCCUAACAAAAAUGUAUUAUUAUAAAUUACCUAAUAGAUAAUAGUACACAAUCAAUAGUGCACACGCGCGUACAAAAUAAUAAAACUGAAAUGCAUAGUCGUAAUCGUAUUACUUGAUAAAUUUACAACAAAGUAUAAAGAUGAUAUAUUAAGAUAAAAACGAUCAGCAAUUUUUAUUUGCCGGUCAAUUGCAUACAAAUAAAUUCUAAUAAAAUGGAGAACGGCGUUUAAAUCAUCUGCGAUCGACCGGUUGGCCGGACCUGCAUUAUACAAUAGCAGUAUUUUUCAUCGGCACAUUUCCGCCGAUAUAAUUAGUAACGGCCCACCGGGAAAAUCCCGGUGUCCCGGCGGGCCUAUCCGCCCUUGCUGAUAUAUAUUAUACGUCUACCUAAUAUUAUAAUAGUUAUUGCAUUAUUUUAGACAAGAAUACAAUUUAGAAUUUUUGUGCUACAAUUAAAAAUUCUUAUUAAAAACAAAGUUAGUGAAUUCAAAUAAUGAAAUAAAAAAAUGUUAAUUGAAAAAGUAUAAGUAUAUAAAUUGUUUUGCAUUGUUUGCUAUUUUUCAAGUAUGCAGAAAACAACUGUAAGGCUUUAUCGCGUAAGCUUUUUUUCUUUUAACUCUUUUAAUUUGUGUAAUAAUAUAUUAUGAUCAAUAGUAUGAAAUGCUUUUGAAAUAUUUAAAUAGACAGUAGCACAGUUUUUACUAUCAUCUGAAGAUUUAUAAACGAACUGUGUCAUAAUAGCGAUGGCUUGAUCUGUGCUUUUACUUUUUCGGACAUCAUAUUAGAAUUGAUGUAUAAUAUUGCAGUUAUCUAGAAAUGUUACUAGUCUAUUUUUAAUAAUUUUUUCAAAUAUUAUUGCAAUGUUUGAAAUCAUUGAGAUUGGUCGAUAAUUAUUGAUUAGAUUAGUUUCACCCUUUUUAAAAGUUUGUUAUAAUUCACUGUUUUAAUAUUUACACGUUUUUUUUUUGUUUUUGUAUGCAAUUAAUAAUUCAAUGAAUGAAGUUUUUGAUAUCGAUUUAUUAUUAUACUGGACCAAAGCAACACGAAUUUGAUUUGUUCGUUGACUUGUUUCAGAAGUUAUUCGGUGAGGUAUAUGUACCUUUACUUGAUAGUCUUAUGUACGUAUCUGUUUGAAAAUUGAUGAGAACUUUAUUGAAGCCGAAAAUUUGAGGAUGUGGAUGAUAAAACUGAAUUAAAUCUAUUGUGAAAUGACCCACAGGUAUUCGUUGUAAGUAUAGACGAUGAUGAUGCAGCUGCCCAAAUACGUGGCGGAAACAAUGAAUUAUUUUCCAUAUUAAAAUUGUUAGUCAAAUAGUCAGCAAACAUUUGAAAUUGACUAGUUAAACUAAUGCGAUAUCAACAAAUAUUAACAGUAUUCCAAACUUCUCGUAAUGCGACAUGAAUCGAUUCUUCAAAAUUGCAUAUAAUUGUUGUAGGUUUUAAUAUCAGAUCAACAUUUUGACAUUUAUGAAUCAAGAUAUCGGAAUAAUGUGUGUACUUUUGUUUUACAUUACUCGUAUCAUUAAAAUAUCCGUGUAAAGUAAAAAGUCGAGAAAAUAAAUUCGGACAAUAAUCGAAUCAAGAUAAUAUAUUGUUUCAUCAUUACAUAAGAAAUCAAUAUUUGUGUGGCAAGAAAAUAUAAUUAUAUUUUUAUCAGAAUUAUUUGAUAAAAUAAAUGGUUCACCUUUAAGUGUUUUAAUAUCCAAUGGCAACAAAAUUGUAUGGCUUUAUCAUUUAGUGAUACUGGAUAUUUUGGCAAUAUUUUCCUUUUAUUAUUAUAGAUAUAUUACGUCUUAUACAGGCACGUAAACAAAAAAACAAAUUCGGGGGGGAGGGGGGGGUCAUAACAAAUUUACAAUAAUCAAUAUUUAAAAAAAGACGUCCUAGGAUAAUGGGGAUGGGUGCAGCCAAAAGUAUAAGUAUUUUAAUGUAUACUUGUAAGCAGUGAUUUACCAUUGCUUACAAAAAAAACGAUUCUGAGUGGAGUUCAGUUGACAGUGAUGCUUUGUCAACAAUAUACAUAUAUGCCAUAUUAUAGUAAAAUAAUUUAAAAGGCUUUAUAUAUUUUCUUUAAUAUUUGUUUAAUGUUGUACCGAUUUUCCCAGUUUCCCCACAUUUUCCCCGGUUUUUCAUAAUUGCUGGGAAAAGAACUGAGAAAAUCGAAAAAUGACCUCUUUAAAGUACCUCCCUAGUGAAAUUUCCUUUUUGAAAAAUUAGUAUCAAAGUUGAAGCAAAAUUACUAGUAGAAAAGUUAUGAACAGAAAAAAAGAAGGCCGUAAUAUAUUUUACCUAAUACCUACAUUUCUUAUAUUUUAUCGUUUUGUUUUCGGUUUUUCAAAUUUGAUGAGAACAAUUUUAAGAAAAUCGAAAAAUGAUCUCUAAAAAGUAUCUAUCUUUUUAGAAAAGGUGCUACACUUAGAAAUUUGAUUAAGUCUUCCGGUUAAAAAAGUUGUUAACAGAUAAAAAAAUAAAUAAUAAACACCUUUGUAAAAACCAUAAGCUUCUUCGCUCCACUUAGAAUCUAAAAAUAUUAAAUUUAUAUAAAAAAAGUCAUAAAACUAUUAAUUUUCAGGGGUGGUUGAACCCUAACCCCCCCUUGUAUACGUGCCCGGUCUUAUAUAUCAGACAUUUUCUUGGUGGUACAAACAUUGGAAACUGUUGAAUUUUGUAGCGCAUUUCUUAAAAUAUUUUUUCGUAUAGAGUUUCUUGUGCCUUUGUUUUACACAAUUUAUAAAUGUGAACGUUUUUUCGUCGUGAUUGAUUAAAAACACUAUUUUCGACUACCCGUAGUGAUGCAAGUUACAUUUAUUUUGGAGCAAAUUACAAAACUUUCUGUUAUUUAUACCUGUAACUAACGAUAAACCACUACUAACGAAAAACAAUUUGAAGUUCGGUUAUACAUGUUUUGAAAGGCCGUAAUAUUUACGAUUUUCGUCAAAAUUCGAUUUUAAAAUUCUUAUUAAAAAAAAAAACUUCAUUAAACUAAAUAUUUUUUUUGAUCACUAAGUACAACUUAUAAUGAUCCAACCAUCAAAUUUUCAAGCAUUUCUAUUAAGUCUAACCAUUUAAUUACAGAGUACUUACAAAAUAAAAAUUGCGUAAAAAACUCGUAAAAUUAAAAUAUCUAUAAAUAGCUUAAAAAUUGCUCAAAUAUUUUGAAAGUCCAAAAUUACCAGAAUAUUUUAAACAUUUUACCAAAUACAAUAAAGACAAAUAUAGGUAUUCUGUGAAAAUUACAGAUCUUUAUAAUUAUUUUUAACUGGAUUACAAAAAAAAAAAAAAAGUGAAAUUAAUGAGGUAAUAAUGUCGAUAUAGUUAUUUAAAAAUACGUUUUUCUCUGAUUUUCAAAAUUUUUAAGAAAACUACAAAGAAGCUGAAAAAUCCUCUUCUCAAAAGACUAAUGAUUUGAUAAAUGUUGUUUUGAUAAAAGAUUCUACACUCGGAAAUCUGAGCAAAAUUUCUGUUAGAAGAGUUGUUUUUAGAUCAAAAAAAACACAUAGUAAAACAAAAAUCUAUUUAAGAGUAUCGUAUUUUCCAAAUACAUGUAGCUUCUAUAUACAGUGUAUUUAUCGGAGUUGUUUUUUUUUUUCUUGAAAUUAGAGCUCUUACUACUCUCAGAACCGAUGAGAUCUGAAGUCUAGACCGUCGUUAUGUUUUUGUUGAUCCGGCUGUGACAGAUAUAAAACAAUAACUAUAAGUAUUAAUAUUGAAACGAACGUCUUCGUACUUCAACAGCAGCUGUCGUUUCUCACGAUUCCAUUUGUAGAACAUUUUGAUAUUUUCCCAUACAUAUUUACCUUUUAAGUAUUGAUGGUCAUUCAUUUUUCGAUCGAUCCUAUGUCGUUUUAGAAAUCCUGCAGACUACGUUAUUGCAUAAUUUAUAUCAUGUUUUAUACGUUUUCUGCAUCAUCUGACUCGCGAAAAUCCGUAUUUAAGAGAAAGUAACCUACCUAAUAAAUGGAAACUGCGUCGAAACUAUUUCGCAUAUUUUGAUUUUUUUUUUCUACCAAAUUUCAUUAUAAGAUAAUGAUAUUUUAUUGGGGGUUCCAUUUGAGGGAAACAUAUGUGUAUUAGUUUUUACUUACAAUUAUUGACCAAUAUUUGCCGUAUCGUAAGUGCGUUGAUCGAUUAUACUUUGCAGGCCGUAACAUUCAGGCUAAAAAUUUAAAUUUUUUAUUUACUGAAAUUGGAAUUGUGUACUAUUAAAUUAUCUACAUUUCAACAGUCUUCUAUUAAACAAUAAUUGGCCUGACGCUUGAUGGGGGAAGGAGGAGAAUUGACCUCAUAAUAUGAAAAUGACGUCCAUGUUGUUUGUUAAAAUGAAAAAUGUCUAAAACAUACAAUAUAAUAUCUUAUAUGAAUAAAAGAGAUAAUAUAUAAUCAUUUUUUUUUCUGAACUUUUGAUUAUAAAAAAUUACAUUUAAAUAAUGCAUAAACGAGUUAUUAUCGUUUUUUUUUUUUUUUUUUGUAGAAAGCAAUUUAAAUUAAUAUUUCUUUUCUCGAAAUUAAAAAUCGUUUAUAUCUUUAAAUAUAAUAUUGUAUAGAAGAAAAUAAAAACGCAAGAAAAGUCCACUAGCCGUAUAUAAUUCAGGGGUGGCCAAACUUGUUUUGUUAUAGAUCUACUAAAAUAGUAUAUUCUUCCUUUGUGCAUCGACUUUUUAACAAAAAUGUACAAUUAUAAAUAAACUAAUAGGUAAUAAUAACAAACAUACACGUACAAAAUAAUAAAACUAAAAUGUAUAGUUGAAUAAUGUUUUUCAUCACACUAUUAUUAAGACUAAUAUAUGUUAUUGUAACUACAAUUGCCAGGAUAAACUCUAUUGAAUUGUAUUACUUGAUAAAUUUACAACAAAAUAAAGAUAAAAUAUUAAGAUAAAUAUGAUCAGCAAUUGUUAUAUAUCUACUAAUUACGUAAAAAAAAAUUCUAUUAUCGACAUUUAAAUCAUCUGUCUGCUAUUUAUUGGUCAAUCGCGAACGACCGUUUGGCCACCCCUGGUAUAUAUUAUAUAUACAAUGCACGUACCUACAUUAUUGAACUUUUCAUUUUUUUUUUUCAUUUUUAUUUUUUCUUCUACUAUGGAGGCGUUUGAAAAUCUAACAAAACAACUCCUUGCCGUCGUCGAACUAAACAAAGUCUCGUCGAAAUUGCUUUUAUAAAUAUAGAUUGUUGUAACACAAAGACUGUUUGAUUAUUCGACACCGACAAAGAUAUUUUAUUUAUUAAAGUUUCUAUUGAAUAUUAUUCCGAUUAUAUUUUCACAGAAACAACAAUGACGUGUACGACGUGCAAUCAAACACGCUGUAGUUAAUGCAUAAUACAUUUUAGUAAAAAGUUUUGCUCGUGGGUGGAACAUUUAAUUUCCUAUGAAAAGUGUUGAUUUUGUUAAUGAAAUUUGUAUAUAGUUUAAUUUUAAAUACAUCAGUAUCAGUGUCAGCCUGGCGUGCCUAAAGCCCCUGGAACAUUUGUUUUGAUGGCUCCCAUCCAGUAAUUUGUCUAUAAAUUUACUUGCCCACACAAUUAAUAAUUAAUAAAAUAACAGAGUAAAAACAAAUUAUUAAAAUGGUAAAUAACUCGUAAAUAAAUAUACAAAUAAAAAAUGUAUACAUAAAAAUAAUACACUUACUAUAAUACUCCAGGCGACGCAUUCAUUCAUUCAUUUAUUUAUUUAUUUUAUUUUUAUACGUACAUUUUUUAUUUAUACAUUUAUUUACUAUAAUUAAUAAUUAUUAAUGAUAAAUGGUUAUAUUUUAUUAUUUUACUGCAAUCGGCAAUAGUCGGCUAAAAUGUUAAACAAUACUAUUUAUAUAUUUUAAUUUAUGCACAAAAGAUGAUGGUCAGUAGUCAAAUGAUAUUUUAUCUUUGGGCAUAAGAAGUCUCCAGACACAAAUUCGACUGAGGACUCCGGCCCCGUAUGUGGCCAGGCCGACACUUCAGGCCAACAGUAUUUAUAUUCUAUAUGGAUAGUGAUAAUUCAAAUUUGCGUAAAAUAAAAACAUUUUAUCAUAUUUUGAAAUAUUAUUUUUCAAAUUUCAAAAAUUCACAUUUAACCAACUCUGAUGGAUUUUUCAUGUAUAAAAAUCAACUGGCGUGGUGUGUUACGAACAAAAUAUUAUUGCGAGGAAUAAAAAUAAUUUUUAUAAAUUAUAAAAUUCGUGUUCUUCAUUUGUAGUGUUUUUAACCGUCCAUAAAGCUACGACGCGUAAAUAAAUGACUGUGUGAUGUUAAAUAUUAUGAUUAAUGCAUAUUAUUUUGAUGAUAUAAUAUGUUUGUGUUAUUAUCAUUUAAUAUUGUUAUUAUUAUUUCUUUUUUAUUAUAAAAGUUCAUAAAAUCAGAACAGUAACAGGCAUAGGAGGCGUUCCCACUCACCCGGAGAAAAAAAACCGAUUAUUUAUCUACUUUAUAUUAAAUCAUUAUAUUACAUAGUAUAUUAUACGAACGAGUGACUACGUAUAUUAAUAUAUAAUUCUGCAGUUAUCACUUGUAUUUAUUUUAAAUUUUUAAAUGAUAUUAUUUUGGGAAUUUUCAAAAAAUAUCUUUAUGAAGAGCAAAAAAAAAAAAAAAAACGAUCAUUGCAAACCCUUCAUCGAAAAUCAUUUUCAAACCUUUUCAUUCGAAAAUAUAAUAUGUACUUGAUGUACUUACACUAUAAAAACGUUAUUGAAAUUUCAAACAUUGUCACCGCGCGGUUAUGAACUAGAAACGGUAAUACAGUAACGACAUAUAAAAUAAAAUGAUUUUACUGACAUUCGGUUGUUGAACACUUGUACUGUCUCGUUCACCUUGGCACAAGCUAUUAUUUAUAGUAUUAUUGUAUUGUUUUGUUAAUAAUAUUACAAGUUCAAGUUUCAAAGCAAUAGGUAUAAUGAUUUAUCUUUGAAUUUGAAACAUGCACAUUGGAGCGAGGAGUAUAAUUCACACAGGGGUAGUCAACCGGGGGAAUGAGAGGCAUAUCCCCACCACGAAAUAAUUUUUCUAAAAUAUUUAUCAUACUACACAGAGUGUUUUUUUAAGCAUGCUCAGUGUUCACCUCAUUUUAAUGGUUAAAUUAUACAUAAAUUUAAAUUCUGAUUUUUAGAAUUUUUAAAUGUAGUGAAAGAUAAUAUUUUUAAAUACAUAGAUUUUUCACAAAAACGCGGAAAAUACUCAGGUUUAUAGUAUGACAUAAAAAACUCUGAGCAUUUUUGUAUUAAUCAAAAAAAUAUUCAUCAAGAAAAAAAAACAUUUUAGGAAAAUUUCUUCACUACACACUCAGUAUUUAAAAAAAAUUAGAUACCUAUACCUACAGUUUUACUAGUAUACUCGUAUACUAGGGUACACAUUAAUACAAAAUAUUGAAUAUUCUAAAAUUUAAAAAGCUGUCCUACGAAAAUGGGGAUAGGUGCAGCCACUGUUAUGGGUAAUUUAAUGUAGAAGCAAUGAUAAAUCACUGUUAACGAAUAAUAUAAUAAUAAAUUUAAAAAAGACAUACUUCGCAUGUGGGUGCAGCCACUGUUGUAGGUGGGAAGUUUGGAAGGUAGGAUAUAGACGGGAAUUUAAUGUAUAUAUGUAAGCAAUGAUGAAUCAUUGCUAUUAAAAAACUAUUCUGAGCGGAAUUCAGUUGAUAGUGUUACUAUGUCAACAAUACAAUAUAUGGUUUAUGUUAUAUUAUGGUAAAUGAUUACAACUAUGUGUGUUUCCAUGACAACAACGAUUCUUUAAAAAUGGUUAAAAAAAUAAAAACAAAAAAUAAAUAAAAACGGUUGCCAAUGACAACCUUAUUUUUAAUUUUUCAAUCUUUUUUAACCUAAAUAUUGAGGUUUUUCUUAUUAUCUCGAAUAUUAAUAAGAAUUGAAAAAAAUGACCUCUAUAAAGUACCACCCAGAGAAUAUUUCAUUUCAGUAAAGGUGCUAUACUUGAUAAUCGGAGUAUAUUUUCUAGUCGAAAGUAUUCACAUAAAAAAAACUUAAAAAACAUCUUUGUUAAACCAAUGCAUUUCUCGUUUCCCUCAAAAUCUAAAAUAAAAAAGAAUAAUAAUAAAAAUCUUUUGUAAAACCAUAAGCUUCUUCGAUCCACUAUGAAUCUAAAAUACAAUCUAAAUAAGUAGUACCUAUUAUAGUAUGCAUAUAUAUAUAUAUAUAUUAUAUUGUAUGCAGUAGAAGAAAAAAAACACUACCUAUAAUUUAAUUGUAUUACAUAGUUUGUAAAAUAAGUUUCAAUUAAAAUUCAAUCUAUAUAAAUAUAGAUUAUUUAUAAAUUUAUAAUAAUUCGUUAUCUAAUCAACACAUAAUAAAUAAUUGGUAAAAACUACGAUUUUUUUUCAUUAAUCUAAAUAACUUUGUAUAAUUUUCAAAGAAAGAAGAAUAAACGAACACAAUAGUGAUUUCUGUUUUUAUAUUAUGAAUUUAAUAUUUUAUAGACAUCAAGUUUAACUUCCUUUUUUUUUUUUUACUUUUUAAAUUUUAAUAAAAACGACCUAUGUGGCUUUUUAUUAUAUACUUACCUAACUUCAUUUUCCGACGUAGAUUAGUUUUCUGAAAACGUGAACGCAUAAACGUUGAACAACCAAUAACGUUUAAUAUUUAUUAGCACUUAAAGUUUUAUGUAUACGAGUGAGAGUGCUAAAUAAUUUAUAUUACACUGUUACACCUCAGACCUCAUUCUACGUGCAGCUCUUAUCUAAGCUUAAAACGUCAAAAAUAAUAAAACGUCGUUGGUUCAAUAUUUAAUAUUAAUUAUAAUUUUUUUUACAAAAUACGACUUACAAGGAACCUCCUUUAAAAUUUUUAAAUAUUUCCGUUUGGUCUAAUAAUUGUAUCCGCAAAAAGAACUUAUCGAAUAAAAAUUACGUAAAAAACUCACAAAAUUAAAAUGUCUAUACAGACGCUCAGGAUUUUUAAUUGGGGGGGGGGGGGCUUAAACAUUUUUUUAACGACUAACGAGGCACCUUAUCAGUAUAAUGUUACACAGUCGACGGUCAAAAUUAUUAUUGUUUUUGUCGUUAUCGAUCUAAGACGACGGGUGGCGAUCUGACGUAAUCGCUAGUAUAAAUAUUAAAAGACGUCCUAGGAUAUUGGUGACAGGUGCAGCCACUGUUAGAGGUAAUUUAAUGUAUACCUGUAAGCAAUGGUAUAAAUAAUUGCUUACAAAAAACGAUUCUGAGCGGAGUUCAGUUGAUGGUAAUGCUUUAUUAAUAAUAUAUAUAUGGCAUAUUAUAGUAAAAUAACUAAAUAGGCUCUAUAAAUUGUCUUUAAUAAUAUUUGUUUGAUGUUGUAUCGAUUUUCCCGGUUUUCCCAGUUUUUCAUAUUUGUUGGGAAAACUCCGUGAGAAAUGAAAAAAUGACCUCUCUAAGGUACUUCUCCACACAGAUUUCCUUUCAGAAAAGUUGCUAAACAUAAAUAUUGGAGCAAGUCCUCUGGUAGAAAAGUUGUUCACAGAAAAAAAAAAAUAAAAAUCUUAGUAAAACCAUAAGCUUCUUUGGUUCACUCAAAAUCUAAAAUAAUUGUCAACGAAAUUAUCGAUCGACGAUAUCCACAAACCUUAUCUCGAACUAUUGAACUAUUAAUGUGUAUCAAACAUGAUAAAUGAUAAUCAAAUAAAAGAAAAACCAUAUUUUAUUAUUGCAGAUAACAAUAAUAAUAAUAUUAUAUAAUAUAAAAACAAUUUGGGGGGGGGCUUUACCUCCAAAACCUCUCCUCUUCCUGGGUGCGCUACUGUGUCUAUAAAUAGCUCAAGAUGUGGCAUAAAUCUUUUGAAAAUUUUACCACGUCUAAAAAAUGUAAAUAUAUUUUUCUGUUCAAAUAUUAAGUCCUCUUGAAUAUUUUUAAUUGAAUCACAACAAAAAAACUAAUUUGAAAAUAAUUAAAUUUUCCCACUUUUUCCAAUUAUUAUGAAAACCCUUUCGAAAAUCAAAAAAUUAUCUCUUUUUAAGUACCCAGAUAAAAUUUCCUUUCGGAAAAAAGCUACAAUUGAAAUCCGGAGCAAGAUUCAUUGCUGAGAAUCUAAAAAGUUUUCAAAACAUAGCUUGAACGGUAUAUAGAAAAAAAAAACGAUUCUAGUUAGAGCUCAAGAUUAAAAUGUUAAAAUAAGUAAUUUUAUUUUAACAUUUUCUUUAAUAAACUGUUAAACCAUAUAAUAUUACCUUCAAUAAACCUUACUACCUAGAUUUAGGAACUUCUAUGUUACUAUAUUAUAUUUGAAUAAUUUUAUAUUAUUUUAUUCAAGUUUAUUUGCUGUUAACAGAAGUUUAAGAAUCAUUUUUUUUAAAAAAACUUCCAACUUUCUAUGGAUAACUAUUUAAAUCGCACAGUAAAAUAUUUUUAAUACCUAAAUUCACUUUUUUCGUUUACAGUUUUUGAGUAUAUGAUAAAUAUUUUGCUACAUUUAAUACAUUUUCAAUAAAACUUCCGACUUUUGUGAUUCGUGAUUGAAUAUUUCCUCCGUGCUGUCUUUUUUUGUAUACAAAAUGUGUGGCCGUUUAUUAUAUUGCCUAUACGUUCAUUUUUUAGGCGUAGCGGCAUUUUGUUCGUUUUAGCGUUUUAAAUAAUAUACCGCGCCAACGACGGAGAUGACACAAUUAAUUUUCUAUUCUAGUUCAAAACUAGUCUUGUAUUUUGCUACUAAACAAUAAUAAAAAAAUAUCACGAUCUGGUGAAUUACCUAAUUAUUAACAAAACCAGUUACAUUAUAUUAGUGGUUAUAGAUCUAUAUCUAAUAUAGAAAUACGCGUUGACAUAAAACAAUAUAACUCGCGUUGUUUGAAAUAAUGAGGUGUUACAAUAAUAUUAUUGUAUCAUUUUUUAAUUAAAAUAUAGUUCCAGUGUUAAAUAUAGUAUUAUUGGCAUUGUUUUUUUAAUUUUUUUUUUGUAUACAAAACUGACAUGUCAAUUUCAACUUGUGUUGACAUGCUGUCCGUUUUUGAUAUACAUGCAUAUGGAGUAUGAACGAUAUAAAAAAAUAUAAAAACAAAAAGCGAACGUAAAAUGUGAGUAGAUUUUUAAAUAAUAAAUAAUACAAAAGGUAUUUGAUUUCGCCACUCACAAAUGUCAACGUUACCAUUACCAUAUUUACAGAGCACAAACUUUUUUUUAAUGAACCCCCUGUUAAAUUUCCAAACAUUUCUAUUAUAUCUAACAAUUUUACCACAGAGUACAUGAACAAAAACCUACCGAAUAAAAAUUACAUACAAAACUAGCAAAAUUAAAAUGUUUAUUAAUAGCUCAAAAAUGGAUUAAAUUUUUUGAAAAUUUUACCAUAUAAAUAAAAGCCAAUUACAAGGAUUCUGUUCCAAUUUUAAGUCUUUACGAAUAUUUUUAACUGAAUUGCAACAAAUAACAAAAUUAAAAAUUGUAUAAAAGAAGUAUUUUCGUAAAUUUCCAGUUUUUCAUACGUUUAUUCUCAAUUUUUCUUUUUUAUUGGGGAAACUGCGGGGAAAAUCAAAAAAUGAUCUCCUUAAAGUACCACCCAAAGACAAUUUUUUUCAGAAAAGGUUUUACAUCGUAUGCAUCGAAGCAAGAUUUCUGGUAGAAUUUUUGUACACAGUAUAAAUAAAAAACAAAAAAAAUAACAUCUUUGUAAAAUCAAUACAUUCUUCGCUACAUUUAGAAUCUAAAAUGAUUAUAACGGUUCAUAAUAAUAAUAAAGCAAAUUACUUUGCAUAAUAUGUUAUACAGACUAUCAAUUUCCUUUAUGGCUGCUUCCAAAUAUUAUAUGGGUCAAAUAAAGUCCUUUUACGAUACACAAUCAAUAUAUAUAAUGUUAUGUUCGUUGUUCGAGAGUUAAGACAAAUAACAAUGAAUAUAAUAUUAGCAUUCAUAAUAUAUGUCCACGUGUCACCAAUUUAUCUUUAUACAUUGAAACAAUUAAUAUUAACUUGCUGCUGGCUUAGAAAAUGCCAUUAUAUAAUAUAAGCGUUAUCCUUUACGCGCGUCACCAAACACUGCAAAAUAUAUCUUUAAGGCAUUCUAAAAAUAAAUGUAUAAAUAUAACUAUUGUAUGUAAAAAAAAAAAAAAGUGAAAACGAAGCAAAAAGGUAUAAUAAGGAGGCGUUGUCUUUUAAAAAAAAAAAAAAAAUCGUUCAUAUUAAUAAAUUAAUAUAACGUAUUAUGCAGACAAAAAAUAAUUAAAUUUUCAUUAAAGAACACACCGUCAUUCACGUUAUAUUACAAUAGAUAGGUAACUUAUUAAAACGUGUCCAUGAAUGGCCAUGCUCACGGUUCAAUGAUCUCUAGCUUUUUGUGUGCCCACCUAUUUUAACUUACUAUAUAUAUAAUAUACAUAUGUAUCAUGAUACUGAAUUACUCUUGAGAAGCGUAUAUUAUUAUAGUGAUGACGGCAGCAAAGAAGAGAUUUCUCAUUAUUUUCCAUUGAUUAAUUAGUCCAAUGUAGGUACUUUCCUCCCUCGAGGUAUGACGUCACAUCGAUGGAAAGUCCUUGAACUUUAAAUCUAUAAGAUACCUACAUCUAAAAAAAAUAUAACACGAUUAUAUGAAUGUAAUAUUAUAUGUAAUAAUAAUAUUAUAAUAUUGAGAAUCUGUUAUUAGAUAUAUAAGAACUUUUUACACAUGAAUUUUAUUAUACAUAAUAUUGUAGAUAUAAUCAACGACAGGUACAUAAUUCGCAGUGGCGUAAUUCGGGCAUAAUGUCAUGAGUUGGAAAAAAAUGCUCACGAUGAGGACUUUCGGGGACUUUGCCCCCAUGCUCCCAAUAUUAUAAAAACAUAUAAUAUUUUAAUACGAUCAUAUUAUUAUGUAUUAUUAAUAUAAAAUACAUUAUAACUCUUCUUAUAUAGAUACAUAUUAUUAAAAGCUAUCAAAUAAAUCAUAUAAUAUUUUAAAAUUAUAAUACAAAAUUGAGGAUUUCAAAAUUGUAACUGUUUCAUUGUUUUUUCUUUAUUACAAUAAUUUAAUUUAAUUUAAAUUUAAGUAAUGAUUUUUUGAUUAUUUUCAAUUUUUUUACUUUUUAAUACUUAAAAACAAAAAUAUUCCAGAACUUUUAUCAACAAAUAUAAUAAUAGUAAAGCAAAUAUUAAUUAUUAUUAUUAAAAACACGACGACAGAAAAGUUUAAAUUUAAAAAUAGAUUAAUUUUUAUAAUAAUUUAUAAUAAUGAAAAAGUCACUUGUAAAUUGUAACUAAUUAUAUCUUCAUUGGUAUUUUUAAUAUAAAAUUUCAAUCGAAAAUGCUUUUUCCGUAAUUAAUUAAUUAAUUAAAUAAUUAUUUACCUACCUAAUUUUUAAUUACCAACAAAAAACGAUAAAUACAAAAAUUUCAGUGGUUGAAAAUUAAUACAUUUGUGACACCAGUAUUAUAUUUGGGGUUGUAUGUGCAACCCUUUAUGAUCCCUAAUUAUACCACUGGUCAUUGAUAAAUGAAAAUGCAUAAAUGAUAUGGCGCAUCAACUUUAUAAUUCAUACACAUUUAGUUGACAGAAUUGAAGUUAUUCGACAACUUUAAUUCAUUCAAAAUUAUUUUUCUUAUUUUAUGUUUUCAUAUUAAAAUUAUGAAAAUUAAUUUUGAAUGCAUAGAUAUAAUGUACAUUUAGUUAAUUUGAAAUAAUAUAGACGUGCAAUUUCAACAAUUUUUAAAAAUAUUUAUCUAAUAAAUGGUUUAAAGUGUACAUGCAACAAAACUAUGAUAUUUUAUACUGUGGAGUCAAAUAUUAUUUGUCGAGCAAUUAUUUCGAAAUUUAGCGUAUUCAUUUAGGUUUAUUGAAAUGUUUAAUGUUUAGUGAUAUUAUAACAAAGACAUCUUAACUCUUAAGUACAUCAUUCUAUUAGUAGUCUACUUUUACAUUCUGAAUGAAACGAUGAAUGUAUUUAAUGGUUUUAUUAUGCAUGCAAUUUUUGAAAAAAAAUAUAGGUGUUUGGCAAUGUAGGCAUUUGACAUUUUCAAUUUGUUUUCUUUUAGUUUUUAUUAUUUUUUUUUUUUGUAUGGAUACAAUUGUUUAUGUAGCACGAGAUUCAUUAUAAUUUGUACUUGGUAUUCAAAAACAAGUUGAGCAUUAUGUAAAAGUUUUAUAAGUUCAAAUAUGUCGGCAUUUCAAAACAAUGUUUAAUCGAUCUUCGCACAGAAUUAUGUUUGGUCAACAAUGAUUAUCGUUGCGUACAGAAAUAAAUUAAAUAACUUUGUAUAUCUUACCUUUUCAACUUCUUACAUAUACCAGUGUCACAUUCAUCAGCAAUAUCAACUAUUUUUGUCUUGUGUCUGUAAAUAACUUUUCUACCAGAAAUAAUGUUCCAAUCAAAAAACGAUUAGAAACAUUUUUUUUUCAUAUAAGAUUUAUUUUGUGUGAGGUAUUGAAGAGGUCAUAUUUGAUUUUUCUUAUGGUUUUUCUAAUUAUUGGAAAAACCCGCAAAUAAUCGAAAAAACAGGCAAAUGUAUGGUUCUGUUAUUUUAGUCGUAAUAUUGCCUCACGAAUGCCAUUGUUUAAGGGUCAAACUUUAGUAAAUUUCUAAUUUAAUCGUAGUCGCCCUCAAUGUUUAGUUAGUCAUAAAUGAUAGUGUGAGUGCUAUUCAAUACAUGUACCACCACCAUCCGCACACACACAAAGUAGGUAGUCUAGUCACUGUGACGAUGUCGCCAGCUCGUAAUUGUUAUCGUAAAAUUAUUUUUGAGUUAUUACAAUUUUCUCUAAUAAGUAGGUACUGUUCUAUUCCUAGUCAUUGACUUUUCAGAAAAGGUACUACACUUGAUACUUCGGAACAAGAUUUUUGGUAGAAAAGUUGUUCACAGACAGAAAAAAAAGUUUUUCUAGGAUAAUGGGGACCGGUGCAGUCAUUGUUAUAGGUGAUUUAAUGUACGAGUAUCUGCAAGCAACGAUUAACCAUUGCUUACAAAAAAACGGUUCUGAGCGGAGUUCGGUUUAUAGUGUUGCUUUUUCAAUAUAUAUUAUAUAUGUCACAUUAUGGUAAAAUAAUUAAAUAGGCAUAAUAUAUUUUCUUUAAUAAUAUUUGUUUAAUAUACUGAUUUUCCCAUAUUUCCUAAGUUUUAUCCUGGUUUACACAUUUGUUGAGAAAACUCUUGAGUAAAUCUGACCUCUUCAAAGUACCUUCCCAGUUAGAUUUUCUUUCAGAAAAAGUGCUAUCAAUGUAAAUCGGAGUAAAAUUGCUGGUAGAAAAAUUGCUCAUAGAUAAAAGAAAAUAUCAUUGUUAAACUAAUAGGUCCUUCAUUACACUCCGAAUCUAAAGAGAAGAACAAAAUAUCUAAACAUGUUCUUUUAACUCUUAAGUAAAACGCUAAUUAGACUAAAAAAAGUCAAUUUCUAAUCAUUAAAAAUUCGUAGAACGAACGUGAAAAUGUACGAAAAAAAUUCUAUUAUUUUAAUUUUGUUUUAUGGUUUUUCAGGUUAAAAUAUUCGUUAAGACUUAGAAUUUUUACAGAAAACUUAUAUUUAAUUUUUCUAGACACGGUAAAACAUUCAGAGCAUUUGAGCAAUUUUUAAGUUUUUUAUAGAAAUUUAAUUUUGCUAGUUUUUUACAUAAUUAUUAUUUGGUAGGUACUCUGUAGAUAAAUUGUUAGACUCAACAGAAAUGCUAGACAAUUUGAUAGGAAUAUCAUUAUAAGUUAUACUGCGUGGUCAAAAAAUUUAGUUUAAAGUAGUAUUUAUAUAUAUAUAUAUAUAUAUAUAUAAUAGUUUUAAAAUCAAAUUUUGACGAAAAUUGUAAAUGUUAUGGCUUUUCAAAACAUGUAUAACCGAAUUUCGUGCCGAAUCGUUUUUCGUUAGCAAUAGUUUAUCGUUUAUUACAGUUACAUUAAUUUUAUACACAUGUUCCAUCUUCCCAACUACACACAUACAACAGUGCUCACACCCGUCCCCAGUAUAAGGUCUUACUUACCCGCUACUCACCCGACCAUUAUGAUACAGUUCAAUGCCCUAAGGUCAAAAAAUAUUGAAAGAUAAACGGUUGUCAUUGGCAACAGCUUUUAUUUAUUUUUUGUUAUUAUUAAGUUUUAUUAUUUUAAUCUUUUUUUAAUAAUCAUUGUUAUCAUGGAUACGCACAUUUUUGUAAUCAUGUUGCCAUAAUAUGACAUAUAUAUUAUACUAACUGACCCGGCAAACGUUGUUUUGUCAUAUAAAAAUGAGUAGUUUGAUUUCUAAUGGAUAUUUUGGUAGUCAAACAAAAAAUAACUAAGUUAUGUGAGUGUGAGGGGAUGUAGGAUUGAAAGAGGAAUAGAGCACUACGAUGACUGCCUAUAAACCUAUAGCUGAUUUCACCAGGCGUUACCCAUGCCAUUUUUAUUUUUAUUUUUUUUUUGAAAUAUUCCAUUUUGGUUUCGACUGUGUCAGUAAUCAGUAUUGAAUGUAAACAAAUAGGUGGAAAUUGAAAAGAAUAGGUGGGUAGUCCACCUUCGGCGGACUAAACGUGUUUUGUUGUGUUAAGACUAUCUAACUAUAUAAAUGUGAAAUUAAAAUGAUUGUGUGCGUGUCUCAUGAAAUAAAUUUGUGAAAAUGAUGGUUCUUCAUUCGUACUUGGUAAUAGUGAAUCAACUGCAUGAUAUAGCUGACCUUAAAUUUUAAAUGUAGGCAUGUAAUUUCCAUGUCUUAUUUCAGUGAAACCAAAAGACGACAUUUGAAAGGCAGAAUUAUAUUACCGUAUAUUGUCAAGAAAAACUUGAGUGAUCAUGAGUGUUAUUAAUCAGACUAUUUAAUGGUUUUGACGGAUCAGCGAUUUCGUUCAAAAGAACUUUUCCUCCAUCACAGUAAAGACCGGGAGCUCAAGAGGCGAUUUCAUUGCCUGGCAAAACUCACAAAUCGUAGUCAUAUUGCUAAUAGAAACAUGGGAAUCAUCUGCAUAAUUGAUUGAAGCGUCGUACCUAAAUGCGGACAUUUCUUUACACCGCCAAGAAGACUGUGGUGAAUUAUUGGUUUCCCCAUUGGCAUUUGUAUCAUUUUCUCUAAUAGAACGCAAUCUCUUUAAAAUAGCAUUUUUCUGAAAGAAAAUGUUGUUUAGUUUAUGACUAAAAAAGUCGCUGUUUGAGUUUCAGUAUAGUUUUCCUUAUUACGAAAACCGGGGUAAAACGUAGAAAAUACGGAAAUGUUUACGGCAUUUGGGUUUUCUGUUGUUUUUCGGUUAAACAUUUUUUUUAGAAACCUAUAGUUUUUGAAAAAAAAUUAUAUUGGCCUUUUGUAGACGUGGUCAAAUUUCCAAAACAUAGUUCUUAUUAUUCUAUUUAUAGGUAUUUUAUAUUUUCACGUUAUGUGCAUUUUUAUUUGUGGGUAUCCUGUUAUUUUAAUUACAUAACUUGAGAGAAAUGCUUGAAAAUUUAAUACGAGGUACAUUAUAAAAUGUGUUUAGUGGUUUAAAAAAUUAAUUUGAGUUUAAUCCUUUUUAAAUUCUGAAUGGAGCGAAAAAGCUUAUGGUUUUAUAAAGAUAUUUAGUUUUUUUUCCAGUGUACAGCUUUUUUACCAGUAGUUUUCUUCCGAUUUUUAAUGAUAGGAAUGUUUCUAAAAGGAUAUUUCAUUAGCAAAGUACUUUAAAGAGGUCAUAUUUCGAUUUUUUCAAGUUUUUUUCCAGCAAAUGUGAUAAACCUGGAUAAAACAUGGAAAAACCGGGAAAAACGUAGGAAAACUGGUAAAAUCGGUACAAAACUAAACAAAUAUUAACAAUGAAAAUAUAUAAAGACUAUUUUAUUAUAAAAUGAAAUAUAUAUUGUUGACAAAGUAUCACUAUUAAUUGAACUUCGCUCAGAAUCGUUUUUUCGUAAGCAAUGAUUUAUCGAUGCGUACUACUGAUAGGAAUCCGAAAAUCCAGAUUUUUCAAAAAAAAUGCUAUUAAAGUCCCUUGAAAGUCUUAUAAAUAUUAAAAAAUAUUACGAUAUAAAGUUGUGUACCUAAGUUAAAUGUUCGGAUAAAAAUCCGAAAAAAAAACUUUUAAAUUUAAAUAUAAAAUGCUUUUGGAUUUCGGAUUUUAACAAAGAUCCAAAAGCACUUAAAUUUGUUGGUAUUGUGUUUUACUUUUACAUUUUUACAAAAAAUAUUUUACUUACGUAUGAUUUUAAAAUGGCUUUAAGUGCUAUUUUUUGUGAAUGUCCGGAUUUUCGGAUUCCCAUUACUUAUGCGUACACAGAUAAAUUCAAUCACACUGUAUAUUGGUAUUAUCCUAUCUUUUUAACUGCCCACAUUCAACAGGUUCAUAGUAUGAUGGCUCUUUUAUUUCAUGUACUUAUCUAUAUCAGUUAGUAAAUAAAGUUAGUACAUAACGGAAUUUGUUUAGCAAAAAAAGUAGUACACAAAUCCAAUUACGCGUAUUUUUAAAAAUUAUUAAUCGAUUUUGAUUUAAAAAUUUGAAUACUAAUUAUUUAGUAAUUAAAAAAUAAAACAAAUACAUAUCACAGCUAUUCUUAUUAUAAUGCCAUUUUUUGUUUACUUAGGUAUUACCUAUUAUAUUUUUAAUUUGUUUAUUUUAAAUAUAAAUUUGUACAUUUAUUAGAUACUUCCUUGCAAAGGUUCGCUUAUUAUUAUAACUAUUUAAUCGUUUUUCAGUAGUUAUUAUUGGGAUUAAGUAAAAUUUUUCAUCUGUAUUGAUUAACAAUAAGGCGCAAGUAUGGCAUUGUUGUGGUUGUUGUAUGAAACAAAUAUAAUAAAUAGGUUAUUUCAAAUUUAAUUUAUUUUAACAGCAUAAAAAUUAUUAUUAAAUCAUGCAUAAUAUCACACGGGAAGUUAAUUAAAAAGUAUGUUUAUAUCAUUUUGUAUGGUUUAAUAUUUCGCCAAGUCGUAAUAACUGACGACGACGGAAAUAAGAAAAUGUUUAUGAAUUUUAUUUUUUUAAAUAUUUAGUUUUGAUACACCUAUAGUAAGAAUUAAUCGAUAAUAAUUAAUUUAAUAAAUUAUAGCUGCAUUAAUACUGUGUUAUAUUGCAUAUUAUGCAAUAUAACAAAAUAUAAUAUACUUUUGAAUCAAAUCUCUACAGAAAAUGUGUGUACUCUGUAAUUUUUUAAAAAAAAUGACAUCCUAGGAUAAUGGGGACGGGUGUAGGUAUUGUUAGAGAUAAUUAAAUGUAUACCUGUAAGUAACGAUAAACCAUUGCUUAAGAAAAAAGAUUCUGAGAGGAGUUUAGUUGAUAGUGAUGUUUUGUCAACAAUAUAUAUGCCAUAUUAUUGUAAAAUAAUUAAAUGGGUAUUAUAUAUUAUCCUUAAAAAUAUUUGUUUAAUUUUCUCGUUAUUCCUACGUUUUUCUCAUGUUUUUUCUUUGUUUUUCACAUUUGUUGAGUAAAGCAUAGAAAAUCGAAAAACGACUUGUAAAGUACAAUUUAGACAACUUAAGCUGUCAAAAAAGUUGUUACACGGGAAAAUCGGAGCAAGUUUACUAGGAAAAAACGUGUCCACAGACUAGAACAAAGAACAAAGAAAAAAAACAAACAAGCUACGCUCGAAAUCUAAAAAAACGUCUUUGUAAAAUCAUAAGAUUCUUCGCUCCACUCAGAAUAUAAAACAACAUGAUUCGAGAAAGUAUUGGUUUUACUAUAAUGUUUGUGUAUUUUUUUAAUUUUUUGUAUUUGCAAACGUUUUUACUAGAAAACUUGCUCCGAGGUAUAUACUAUGGUACCUUUUCUGAAAGGUAAUUUUCUCUCGUUGGUGCAUUAAACAGGUCAAUUUUCGAUUUUUUUAAGGGGUUUUCGAAAUAAUUGGGAAAAACCGAAAGAAAAUUAUAGGUAAAACGGCAAGUAUUUACGGCGUUACCGUUUUAUUCAUAAUAAAAGUAUUACUUAAACUGUAAAAUGCCAAGAGAUUGAUUUUUUUCCAUAUAUUAUUUUAAAUUUGUCUUUUCUUUGUAAUUUAAGUAAAUAUUCACAGAGAAUUAAAAUAUUUAUAGAAAACUUAUAUUAAUUUUUUAAACGCGGUAAAACUUUCAGAGUAUUUGAGUCAUUUUUGAACAAUUUAUAGAUAUUUUAAUUUUGCGAGUUUUUACGUUACUUUUAUUUGGUAGGUUUUCUGUGGAUAAAUUGUUAGACUUAACAGAAAUUCUUGAAUAUGAGGUUUGAUAGAAGGUUUAUUAUAAAUCGUAUUUUAUUUUAUAAUCAAAUUUUGACGAAAUCGUCAAUCUUACGCCUUUCAAAAUAUAGAUAACUGAACUUCGCUCAGAAUCGUUUUUUGUUAUCAAAGAUUCAUCAUUGGUUACAUGUAUAAAAAAUAAAUUAAAUAACUUUAUGUAUCCCACAUUUCCCACUACCCACCUACAACAGUGACUGGACCCGACUCCAGUUUCAGCUCUUUUAGAUUCUGAGUGGAGUGAAGUUUUUCAUAUUUGUUAAGAAAAUAUCGGAGAAAAUCGAAAAACGACCUCUUGAAAGUACCCUCCCAGUCCGAUUUCCUUUCAGAAAUGGUAUUACACUUAAAAAUAGGAACAAUAUUUCUGGUAGAAAAGUUGUCCAAAAUAAAAAAAAAACAAAUUAAAAAAACAUCAUUGUAAAACCAUAAGCUUUUUCCACUCCACUCAGAACCUAAAGUAUAGGAAAAACGGGAAAAUAAUUAUUAUUAUAUUAAUGAAAUAUUAUUAAAGAAAAUGUUUGAAGUAUGUAUAAUUCCUUUACCAUAAUAGUACCAUAGUAUAUUAUAUAUUGUUGACAAAGCAACACUAUCAACCGAACUCUCCUCAGAAUCGUUUUUUUCGUUAGCCUAAUCAUUAGGUUAAUCAUAGGAUAUACAUUGAAUUAUUCUCUAUAUUCUACCUACCUAACUUCCCAUCGACAACAGUAGCAGCAUCCGUUCCCAUUCUAGGACAGCUUUUUUAUUUUUAUUUUUUAAAUUCGGUAUAUUUCUAAUUGGAGUAUAUUAUUCCAUUGGUUUUUUCUUAUACAUAUUUUAAUGCCAUUGUUAUAUACUUACAACUUAUUCAGUGUAGUCAAUUUGUGUGUCUGAUGAUCGAAUUAUAUGGGUCACAAUGACGUAUGAUGCGGCAUAAUGUUUGAAGGGCGAAAAGGAACGACACGCACCACGCAGAGGAGAGCAGUCAAUCAAUCUCUAACGCCCUCGCGGAACACUCGCCGCUGGCUGGGAUGCGAUUAACGGCUUUGACAUUAUGUAAAAAAAAAAUGUGUUCGCGUGAUUGAUUCAAUGUAUCGAGUUUAAAACAAGACUUCGGGCAGCACCAAAAACAAUUUAUAAAUUGCAAACGAUACACCUACACGCGUAAGUAGAUUUAUAUAGUUUUUCUGAGAAAUUUAGUUAUCGCUGUUUUCUGUUAAGAAAAAAAAAUAAAUAUAUUAUAGUUAUUAUAAAACAACUCGAUCUAUAUAAUUUAUUAUCUGUCGAUGAAUACAGCUUUAGAAAAUGUUAUAAAUACUUAUUAACUACGGAUAAAAAUAUAAAGUUACCUACAUAUUUAUAUGUAUUUGUUGAUAUUUAUUCUAUUUUUAUUUCAACGAAUAUUGCGUUGAUUCCAGAGACAUUAAGAUGUUUUCGACAGCAUCUUCUAGCAAUUACAUAUUUCAUACGUUUCCAUCAAGUUGUUGAACCUUAAUACAUAUUCGUAUAUAAAGACUGAUACAAAAUUAUAAUAAUAAAUCAAGUAUUAAACAAAUAUGUACAUAAAAAAAUUACAAUUUUUGCGUCUAAUAAAAAAUGAUGCCAUUUUAUUUUGGCAUUAUUUUAUAUGAUUUUAUCCGAUAAAAAUAUUAUACUAAAUUUAUGACAUUACUCAUAUUCAUUAAUAUACAUAUAUUAAUACAUAUAUUUUACAUAUAUUACAGAAACAUUAUAGAAAUAUAAAGUAUUACAAAACUUAUUUUACAAAAUGUAUUAGAAAAUAACUAAAGAUAUUGCACUGCUAUAUUAAAUUGUUAUAAUAUCAUUGGUUCCAGGGAAUAAGGGAUUAAGUCUAUUUUGUACAGUUUUUAAUACAAGCUAAUUAAAUUUUUAAAAUAUAUACACUUAUGUCAUUAACCCGAAGUAUAUAACAGGGAACACAUUUUAUAAGACAACAAUUUAUUAUAAAAAAUAAUAUCAAAAAUUGACUUAAGAAUGUAUUCGUCCCUGAGACUAAAAAUAGUAGUUAAUAGUAAUAACAUAUUAUUAUAUAUUUCUAUAUAUAUAUAUGAUUAUUAAUAUAGAUAUACAUAAUAGCUUUAUUAUAGGCCUAUACUAUAAUAGUGCCUAACAAACUUACUCAAUUUGUUCGAUUUUUGGUUUACUUAAAUUUUUGAACAAUAAUAUAUCGAUAUGUUUGCAAUAUUCCCGAAAACUCGUAGUUUAUAUUUUUCCGGCAAUAAAAAAAUAAAAUAGUAAGUCAAAUAUUAUAUCACAGAUUAUUUAAGAUAUCUUAUCUAUUUAUAUUCACUAAAUAUAAUAUUGAUAUUUCGUACCAUUCAAUAUUAUAUGUAUUAUAUGUAUUCAAUAUUAUAAUACUGCUAUACAAUUACGAUUUAUUUUUAAAACUUCUAGUAUACAAAACAAUUUAUGCAUUAUAAAUCAGGUAUGGUCAAUGCAUUGAAGAUACUAAAAAAACUGUGGUGGUAAAAUUUACAUAAUAUUAGGUAUUUAAAAAUAGACAUUCGGUUUAUAAUGUUAAUAAAUUGGCUUACGAAAAAUGUUAUAUGAAUAAUUAUAUGUAUUUGGGCAAUAAUUAAUAUAUACUUGUUAAAAAAAUAUUAUUAAAAAUUGAUUUCCUCGCAUAUAUUUAUACAUAUGUAUUAUCGUCAUCAAUAUACUUUAGUGUGGUUCUCUUUGAAUCAAACGAAUUUACAUAGUAUAAACAAUAAUAAUAAAUGGAGUUAGCGGUAACGUUUUUUCAAAAUAGCUUGACAAAUUUUAAGUGUUCAUAUUAUUUGGAAUAUAUAACGAUAUAUAUAUAUAUAUAUAUAUAUAUAUAUAUAUUGUACAUAAUAUUAUCUAGAUAGAUAGGUAUAACAGAUAAAACACGUUUGUUAAACCAGCAUAAAAUAUCUUUGUCGUAAAUCGUGCCCAUUCAUGUACAUCGCACGCGUCUUUAUGAAUUGAAAUAAUACGUGAUACCGAUUAAACGAUUACAUUUUGUUAUAGUUUUGUGCCUUUUGAUAUAACCUUAAAAAGUAUUACUUUAUUUAAUAUUAUACAAGUAAUAUUGAAGGACCUUGAUAUAUAUAUUUUUAUAUUAUUAUGUAUAUUGAUUUUUUAUUUUAUUUUUCAUCUAUCUAUUUAGAGAAUUAUAAAUGAUGGAAUUUAAUACAAAAGAGACCUCACCAAAAAAAACCUCUAAAUUAUCGCAGUCGAUUUGUUUCCUCUUUUAAAAAAUUUAACAUUAGGACACUUGUCUUAAUCAAGCUCUGCUAUUAUAUUUAUUUGUUUUGGUACCUAGAUUGCGUAUUUAAACUUGUUUUUGAAAAUUAUAAGUACAUUCAUUAAACUAUAGGUUUAAUCUACUAAUCCUUGUUUUAGAAUAAAAAAAAAAAAUAUCCCUUACAGUUAUAAUAUUGUAUAGCUUAACACUGAUAAUAAAGGAUAUUAAUAUACCUAUACAUUAUCUUCAUGAAAUAUUCUUUAUUUAUUAUACGCUCCGUAAUAUAUAAUUAUGUAUAUGUUCAGUGUAUAAUAUAUAUAAAUUAUAAUAGGUAUAUAUAUAUACCUAGAUGUUCCGAUAUUCAAGUAUCAAUGUUCGUAAUCUCUUUGACACACACAGGCAUUUAAAACUCUUUUACGUCAUCACUUUAAUAAUACAAGAUGCAAUUAAAAAAAAAAAAGUAAUAAUAAUAAAAUAAAAAAAUCUGGCGUGAACGAACGAUAAAAAGUGUAUAACGGUCGGGGAGAUUUUUGCAAAGGUAGCAACUUUUGUCCACGAGUACAUACUUGAGGCUGACUCGUGCUCUCGAAGUUAUCAAUAGUUUGCUGGCUUAUAGUAUAUAUAGGUAGGUACGUACGUUCUUAUGUAGUCAUCGUCGAACCAUACUAUAGGUACGUUAUUAAUUUAAUGCAAAGCUUGAUAUUUUUUUUUCUCAUGAACGAUUUCUAAAAAUUGUAAUAAAUAAAUACACCAGUGAUUUGAAAAUAAAUCAAAAUAAGUCGAAAUCAUCAUUCAUAUAACGCCGUGAAAAUAAUAAAUUUGUAGUUUUAUGUGUGUAUUAUCUUACAUUUUUCAAAAUUAUUUAUGGUAUAUAAAAUAUAUAAGUACAGAGUGAUCAACAUUACGGUAAGACACUAUCUCGGAAUGUAUAGGUAUUCAUUUUUUUUCGGAUUUCGAUUUUUUUUAGAAAAUUGAAGAAACAAACAGCUUUAAAAUGUUAAAUUAUCGUUAUUUUUUUUUUAUUUUCGAAAAUGAAAUCACUACCCAAUUUUGAAUUUCAAAAAUAAGUGCAUCAUGUAUUACAAAUUCUUUCGAUAAAUGAAGUUUUAGUUUAAUGCAUUUUAACGUUAAAAUUUUUAAUUUCCAACCCGUUAUCAGAUCGGGAAGUCAAUCUGAAUUUUUAAUGCGAAUGACCGAUUACUUAUGUGUAAUCUGAUUUAUUAGCCCAUUGUUGUAAAAGUACUAAAUAAACGAAUAACUAUACAUAUAUAUUACCGCAACAGUUCAGCAGUUGUUAAACACGGAAUUAAAUAAUUUUGCUUUAAAAAGUAAUUUUUUGGAAUUUGGAAGGAUAGUAGAAUUCCCCUCACCGCACCCUUUGGAUUUUCACCAAAUAAACUACUGCUGGACAAAGAAUAAUACAAACAUAUGUAUCGAUUUUAUUUUAUAAAAGUUUAAUGAAUUUUAUUUGUAAUAAAUCUUUAGUUGGUACAACUAGUAAAAAUAUUAAAUUAACCAAUAAAAUAUGUAUAUAGUCGCUAAUUGAUAUUGAGAAUGAUGGUACCUAAUAAAGCAUUAUGUACUUAGUUAAAUUUUUAUACAUUGUAUUUACUAAACUGUCACUCGACUAUAAUUUGUAUACUUUAUGAGGAGUUGGACAAAUACUUUAGAACACUUUUAAAACGCUAGUUAAUAAAACUACUUAGGUACUAUAGGUACUAAAAAAAUAUACAAUAUCCAUAUAAAACCCCGUGACCUUUGUAUAAUAAAGAUUGAACAUAAUAUUUUAGAAAGAUUAUAACGUUCAAAUAAGUUGCAUCGAAUGCCAUCAUCAAUAUAUUAUAGGCUUAUUUUUGGCCAAUGAAGAUUAUUAGUAGUCCAUUUAGUCUGUAUUGUUGCAUUGUCCUACAUUACUUUGUUGUGGGUAAACUCAAUUUUGAAAACGUUCGUGUACAUGAACAACUAGUAACUGGAAUAGUAACAAAUGUUUUUAAUGGUUUUAAUAUAUUAUUAAAAAUAGUUUCACUUCCAUUGCCAAUUUCAGUUUAUCAACUUAUCUAUGCGUUACAUUACUUUUAUUACUUUUGGAUAAAUUAAUUGUGUGUUGAAGAAGGUUCACUUCACUUUUAGAUUCGGCACGUAGCGCGGGAUCUAAAUAUUAGGGUUUAACUAUGAUAAGUUUUUUUUUUAGAUUCUGAGUGAAGCGAGGGAUGUAUUGGUUUUACAAUGAUGUUCAUUUUAUUAUUUUUUAAUCUGUAAACAACUUUUUUUACCAGAAGUCUUGUUUUGAUUUUAAAGUGUAAUACUUUUUUGAAAGAAAAUUUAAUCUUGGUGGAACUUUAAGGUGGUUAUUUUUUGAUUUUCUUAAGGGUUUUCAAAAUAAUUUGGAAAAACCCGAAAGAAAACUAAAACGGUAAAACGACAAAUAUUCACGGUGCGGCGUUACCGAUUUUCUAGUUUUUAAUUUUUGUAACUUAUGUUUUCUACCAGAAAUAUUGCUUCAAUCGAAAAAUGACAAAUGAUUGAUUUUGUUCCUUAUAAUAUGCCACUGACAGAGAAAGUAAUUUUCAUAAUACUUGUCUCGAAUAGGAUUUAAAAUUUGGACUAUUUUUCUCUUCUAGACAUGGUCAAAUUUUCAAAAUAUUUUAGACAUUUUCGAUCUUUUUAUAGACGUUUUAAUUUUGCGUGUUUUUACGUAAUUUUAAUUUAAUAAGUACUCUGUGAAUAAAAUUGUUAAAACCGAAGUAUAUGGACAUUUAAAAGGAGGUUCAUUAUAAGUCGUUAAUUGUGGUAAAAAAAAAAAAUGAGUCUUAUGUAGAAUUUUUGUUCUAAUUCAGUCAAAAAUAUUCGUAGAGGCUUGAAAUGUUUACAAAAAGCUUAUAUUUGCUUUUUUUAUUUCUAAUUUUUAUGAUUUUAUACAUGUAUAAUAUAAUUUUAUAAAAAUUUACAUAAACAUCAUUACACUAAUAACACUUAAAAUUGAAUGAAUUUUGCAUUAAUAAAAACUCUCUGAGAGAUAACUUAAAAUAUUGUACUUUAAAUCGUGCAAAAUUAUGUUUUCCAAAAUUCAAUACUACCCGAGUGAUUCUAAUUGUUAUACUUAAACUCAAAAUGUCAAUUCGUUGCUCGAAAAGCGGAUGUGAGACGUCCCUAAAUAAAAAAUAUAUAAAUAAAGAAGAACUGGAUGACGUGCAAAGACAGUAAAACUCGAACAAUUUAUAUUAGAUUUGUGCACGAGAGUGUCUGUUUACACUGUACAUACAUCAAUAUCAAUUACCUAUCAUUGAAAUGCAGACAGUAGUGACCAACUUAUAAAUAUUUUAUAUGUAUUAUGGUGCAUUAUGUCAAUGUGAACUGACUGCAAUGACACCUAACAAAGGCAAUAGUCAUCAGGGACGUUCCGAAAGUGGGUCUGAAGAAGGGAAUAACACUCCUUCCGGUCACUCAGGAAUGAACAAUUUAGACGGGUAGAUUUUUAAUAAUAUAAUCUCAACAAUUGAUAUAAAACCCAAAUCGGAAUUUAAAAAGCCAUAUUUUACGAGCAAAAAAAUAAAAACUGUUAUAGAGUUCGUUUUCUAAAACCUAUACACAAAAGAGGUAAUCUGAUUCGAUACUUAUCAAUUAAUUCCCGGGUACAUGUGAAAAGGUUGUUCACUGUUUAGUCAAUUAAUUGUGAAAAAUUAGUUAUCUAUACCAAAAAUCAUUAUUUUUUUUAUAGAAUUAAGAUUAUUUUUUAAAUAUUAACUCGCGUUAUUUGAAUGAUCGUUUUAAGAUAAAUCAUGAUUUUUCCGUUUUACGUACGUUUAAAAUUAUAUCACAUGACUUAAACUACAUAAUGGAUUUUUCAAAAGCAUCGUGUACGAAAAGUUAAGUCUACUUAAUCCAUAUUAUAUAAUUCCUGAACCUAUAGCAUAAAAUUGAAUUAAGUCACUGAAAAAUUAUUCAAAUCAAUGUACAUAAUAGGUUAAGUCACUUUUUAUCAGAUUCGGAGCAUAACGAGGGAUUUAUUGGUUCUACUAUCAUGUGUGCUGCUUUUUUUUUCUAUCUGUGAACAACUUUUCAAAAAGAAAUUUUGCUUAAAUGUACUGAGUAUUAUACUUUUUCACAGAGGUAAUAUUGUUUAAUUAGUGCAUUGGGAGAUCAUUUUUUGAUUUUCCAAGAAGUUUUCAAAAUAAUUGUAAAAACUCGAAAGGAAAUUAUAGGUAAAACGGCAAAUAUUCACGGCGUGGCGUUACUGAUUUUCUAGUUUUUAAUUUUUGCAACUUAUGUUUUCUACCAGAAACAUUGUUUUUAUCGAAAACUUAUAAAAGAUCAAUUUUAUCAAUGUACGGCGUUAUGAUUUGAUUAUUUAAAAUUGUUAUGCUUUAAACUUUUUACUAUAAAUAUUUCUCCAAUAGACAAACAACAAUAGAAAUAUUUUUUGUUUAAUUUUUAAUCUGAUUGGUGACCAAGAAAGUCGGUUUUUGAUUUUCUUUGUAGAUUUUUUAAUAGUUGAGAAAACUAAAAAAUACGUAGAAAGUACGAGAAAAUUUACAAAAAUAAUGCUUUUAUAAUUUUAAAUUUUAUUCGUAGAGCUUGAAAUUUAGAUAUAAAACUUAAAUUUGCUUUUUCUAGACGUGGUAACAUUUUCAAAACAUGUACGUACAUUUGUACGUAAUUUUUAUUUGGUAGGUACUUUGUAGAUAAAAUUGUUAGACUAAAUAAAAAUGUUUGACAAUUUAACAGGAGGUUCAUUAAAAGUUUAUGUUGUAAACAAAAAAAUUUUGAGCAGAGGCAAACCACUUUUAAAUAGAUAUUCAUUAAAAUGAAAAUAUUAGUGCUUUGUAGUCAAAAAAAAUACGAAAUUUAUAUAAUAAUAAAAAUUAUUUGAUUAUUUAUUUACCAUUGAAAUAAUAUUUCAAUGGUAAAUUUCUAUCAUAGCGUGGAUCAACCAUUUAUUUUUAAAUAUCGUAAAAAGGUAAAAAAAAAUGUAUGUAAUACAAACGAUGACUGAUUUGAGGUAAUCACAUCAAUGAAUAAAUAACUGUGGUCUGUGACGGACUAGUCGUCCAAUAUACGGUUUGAUAUAUUGUAGAAAACAUUAUCAUUGGGGAUUUGGGGUUAUUAUUAUUCAGAAUAUUAUUGUAUUAUUUAUUAUUAUAUUACCUAGGUCUUAUUAUCUUAUUAUCUGAUUUAUUUUUAAAUAAUUGGUAAUAUGCACGACGGUGGCAACGCCGUCGGAUAUUCGUCACGUAAUUGGGUUCUCGCACUGCCUACAGUAAACAAAUUUUAAAAAAAUGUAUUCAGUUAUUUUUCGAAUAGAAACAUGCAUCGGCUAUGACAAAAUUGUGAGACUUGGGCUGGUGCGAUUUUAAUUCUGUACAAAUAAUAAUAUUUCUUAACAUCUCCUCUAGAGACCGGUCGGGUAGAGUUUUAGAAAUAUGAAUUGAUAUUCAAUAGAUAUGACAUGAACAAAAAUGUUGUAAAAACUGAAAUUUGUAUAAUAUUAUAGUAUUGUCAAAAUUUUGAACCUUAAAAAAGUGUUCCGAUCGUUCUCUAGAGGAGAUAUUAAGAAAUUUUAUUAUUUUAACAGGAUUAAAAUCGGACCAUCCAAAGUCUCACAAUCUUGUCAGAGCGGAAGGUCUAAAAACUUUUUUUUUUUGACCACUUUAAUGUAAAUAUGUUUAAAUGCCGAUAUUUUUGCUCUACCCGAUAAUUUGUAUAGGUGAUUCUAAAGGUGUACGUAAAUAUGUAUACGUAAAAGCAACAGCUAAUGUAUAUAAAUAAAUAUUAAUAUUAUCCAUUGCUCUAGGUUUAGUAAUGAAGAAUAUGAAAUCGAAUACAUUAUCUGGGAAUAUCGUUAUUAAGCUGGUAGUUUUCCUGUAUGUUGUCAAGUAAGUAUAAUAUAAUUAUUUGUUUUGUUAGUAUAUGUAUAACGUAUGUGGUAUAACGUAGUGGUGGUAAUUUUGUUUUGCUUUGGGAGCAUUGAUGAUUUCCCAGUUCACCAACAUCCAGUUUGUCGACACUCAAUUCGCUGACUGUCGGUAUUCGCUUAGUUUUAAUAAAAUGAACGCAAUAAUUUAUUUAUAUACACAUGUACUAUGUACAUAAUAAUACAUAUCUGCAAGACUGAGCAAGUUAAUGAUAUUUUUCAAAUCAAUUAAGUUAAGUUAAAUUUGAAUCUAAAUAAAGUUAACUUAAAAUAAUCUAUUAAUUCAACUAAGUUAGAAGUCAAUCGAAAGUUAAAUUUUUAAUACAAGUUAAAUUAAUUUAAAAAAAAUGUACAUAAUUUAUUGUCUAUUACCUACUAUAAUGACCUACCUAGUACUUACAAUUCUCAACCGGCAACAACAGUAUGAAAUAACAGGCAUUCAUAAAAAUUCAUAUUUUAAAAUAUUCAUAAUAUAUUGAUAACAAUAAUAAUAAUAAUAUAUUUAUUUAUAUGAGCAUACAAAUAUAAAUUUAAAUCAAUUUAACUUUUAAUGUAGUUUUUUUAAAUUUUUUAUAAGAGUUUUAAAAUCAAAUUUUGACGGAGAUCGUAAAUAUUAACUUUAAAACCGUGUAUCCGAAUCGUUUUUCAUUAGUAAUGAUUUAUCGUUGGUUACAUGUAUAAAUCAAAUAACUUUUUGUUACCUAUCUUUUUGUUAUAUAUCUCACCUUCCCCACUACCUAUCUACAUUAGUCGUCGCACCCGAACCCAUUAUCAGCUCUUUUUAAAAUUGCUUGAUUAAUCAUGUAACUGCUAAUGUUUUUAAUAUUUCUUUGAAUUAUCAGUUUUCAAAUUAAGCAUUCGAAAUGCUUGGAAUUCAGAGAUAUCCUGCCAGAAGACGCAAAGCAUUAUGAUAAAAUGAGACCGCCGAAGAAAGACGGAAUGGCGACUAAAGUAUAUUUUCAUGUUACUGUAAUGGGUUUGGAUUCAAUCGACGAAAAUGCAAUGGUAUCUAAUUUAAAUAUCGAAUUAUAUUAGAAAUUGUAUUUAUAUUUUAUUUUUUGUUUUGAGACAUACGCUGCUGAUAUUUUUUUUGCCCAAACGUGGAAAGAUCAUAGACUCCGUUUACCAGAAAAUAUGACUUCUGAUUACAGGUUAGUACUUUCAAACAUAAAAUAAUUCACAUUUUUUUUAUACCUAUAAUUUUAAUUUUUAGACUAAUAGAAGUGGAUUGGUUAAAAAAUAUUUGGAGACCGGAUUCGUUUUUCAAAAACGCUAAAGCAGUAACAUUUCAAACGAUGACUAUUCCAAAUCAUUACAUGUGGCUUUAUAAAGACAAAACGAUUCUUUAUAUGGUCAAGUAAGAUAUUAUAUUAAUUAUAAACAAUAAUUUUAACCAGGUAAAAGGUUCUAAAUAAUCGAUCAUAAAUUAUUUUUGAAGACUUACGUUAACACUUUCGUGCGCGAUGAACUUUAUGAUAUAUCCGCACGACACUCAAGAAUGUAAACUUCAGAUGGAAAGCCGUAAGAUAAAAAUAAUUUUAUGUUUGUCUGUGAGAUAUUAUAUAUUGAUAAAUAAUUUUGUUUGAAAUACCCAAUUUAUUUCAGUGUCACAUACGACCGACGAUAUGAUAUUUCAAUGGGAUCCGUCUGUCCCGUUGGUGGUUGACGAAAAUAUCGAAUUGCCCCAAUUACAAUUGGUUAAAAAUCAAACUGCAGAUUGCACUCAAGUAUAUUCUACUGGUAAAUCGAAUAUUGUUAAACAUAAUAAUUUACUUACCUACUUACUUAUGAACUAGAUUACGUCAUAUAAUUUUUUCAUUUACGUAAUCAUAUACAAAGUAAACAAAUUUACUUAAACAAACAAUAUAGAUAUAGUCAUAUAGACUAUAUACUAUAACAUGUAGACGGAAACUGUACACCGAUUUAUUGAUAUUACCACUUACAAAACCCUUCAACAGACACUAUACCUACAUCAUAUUACAGUGGAACCUCGAUAUCUCAAAGUAUCAAGGGACCAAAAAAAAAAUCUUCGAGUUACUGAAUGCUUGGACUGAAAAAAAAAAAAAUCGACAUGCAGUAAUUUUGAGAUACUGGAGUUCGAGAUAACGAGGUUCCACAGUAUUAUUAAGGGCCGAGAGUUAUAGUACAGAAGACAUUUUUAAGGUUCCCAACCGAUAGCAGAUAACCAAGUUACACAUAUUUUUUAAAUGAAAAAAAACCCGAAAUUCCACAUUGCAUAAUAUAUUUUUGUGCAUUCCCAUAAUCAUUUUUAGGCAUUUGUAGAACCCAUAUUUUUAACACGUUACCGAUGUUAUCCGAAUAAUAAAAAUGUAAUAAUGUUUUGUUCUUUUAUUAAAACCAAAUGUGAUUAAAAAAGAUAAAUUUAUCUCAUAUCAGAGAAUAAUAUUGUAUUUGUAACAAUAUUAUAUUGAAUUGUAUUCUAAUAUAAUAUUAUGAUAUAAGAUAUAUACGUUUUAUGAUAAAAUUUUGUAUCGUUAAAACUUUUCAGGAAAUUUUACAUGUCUAGAAGUGAUUUUCGUUCUCAAACGAAGACUCGGAUAUUAUUUGUUUCACACUUAUAUUCCUACAUGUCUUAUUGUCAUUAUGUCGGUAAGUAAUAAUCAAUCAUACUAUAAUGAAUAAAUAGAGUUCUUUAUAAAAGGAAAAAAAAUGAAAAUGAAACAAGAGUUUAACACGGGGCAAAAAGAGAAGCUAUCAGUAGCAAAAUAUUUGACUAAAAAUGGACUUGAUUAAAAGUGGCUUGGUUUUAUACAAUUGUUUUGGUUUAUUUUUCGUCAUAGUUUUACUUUUCAUCUGUUAUUUUAAAUUUCAAAAAAAUAAAACAAUUAUAUCUUGGAUUAUAUGAAAUAUAUUUUUAAUAGGUUUUAUUUAUUUUGGCAAAUCCGGAACAAGAUAAUGGGGGUGGGGGAUUUUGAAAAUUUAUAUAAGGCACAUAUUUAUGAUGAAAAUAAAGCUAGGAGUAUAUUGGGUUGUUAAAGGGGGGGGUCUUUCCUCCUAUUUACACCACUAAAUACUUUCGAAUGGUUUAAUAAUCGAUAAUAUAUUAUUAUUAAAAAUGUGGGAGUAAAUGAGGAGGUACAUAGUAUAUAAAUUAUUUAUUGACUUUAAGAAGGCAUACAAUUAUAUAUAUAUAUAAAUAUACGUCAAGUCAAUUAAUUAAGUAUAUUUAAAGAGUUCAAUUUCCUAAAAAAACUAAUCAAUCUCAUUACAUCCAAUUUGAAAAUCUCAGAGAUAAAAACAAAAUUAAAAUAGCAAGUUUACAUUUCAAUCGUUGAAGGUAGUCACUGGCUUGAAACAAGGUGAUGAGACAAGAGAUGCUCUCUACCCGAUUCUUUUCAAUCUGGUACUGGGAAAAAUAGUUAGAGAUAUGACUAUAUCAUUAGGUGAAUCAAAAAUAGGCUUGCUAGCGUAUGCGAAUGUUAAUAUCAUCUUAGGAUAAAACAUAGACAUAGUGAAAGACAAUUUUAAGGAACUAAUGAAACUAAUGGAGGCCACGUGCAAAGUUGGUCUCAUUAUAAAUUACGAAAAAACAAAAUAUAUGAAACUUAGCAGAACAGAUAGGAUGUACCAACAGGGAGGAGAGAGUAUAGAGUUUCCUCUUAUAGAAGUAAAAGUACAUAUUACUAAGUAUCACAAUUUAAGUAGGUACUUAAGAGUUCUUUUAACUCAGAACAAUGAGUUAAGAACUGACAUAUCUGAUGUAAGAAUACAAUUGAAAAACAAGUGUUUUUUUGGAGCUGGUACACUUCUAAAAUCCAGAUUGAUUAUUAUAAAUUUUAAAAUUUUAAAUCAUAUGGUAUUAAUUCGUCCCAUCAUUCUACAGAAUGAUUCACUAAGCGUACUCACCCCAUUUUUUUGUUUAAAUUUUGCAUUUCAAAUUAUGAUUUUUGAAAUUGUUUAGUCUACUUUAAGCCGAUAUUUUCGAAUACUUCGAUUUUUCUCAAAAUUAUGGCAUAUCUUGUGGUGAUACCAACUUUGGUUUUUCAAAUGAGAACCUUUAUAAAAAUUAUAUUAAUAAAUAGAGUAUUGCUUUAAAUACAUUUUGGUGUCAACAUUUUUCAUUUCCUUCAAUCUAUUAACGAGAUAUUUCACUUUUAAGUUUAGGUGGGGGGAAAGUAGUUGGAUAUAAUUUGUGUAGCGGUACGGUGUACGGAGUUUUAUUAGUACUCCACUACUCUCCCUCUACCUAAACUUAAAAGUAAAAUAUCACGUUAAUGAGCCGAUAGAAAUCAAAAAUUACAUUGUAAAAAACCUAAGAAUUCAAAAAUAUCGGCUUUAACUACACUUAAAAAUUUCAAAUUCAUAAUUUGAAUAUAUAAGAAAGACAAAGGGAGUAAGAUUAGACAUUUUUAAAGAUAAGUUCUGAGAUGAAUCUAUGUCCCUUUUUUUUACCCUAAAACCGGGGAAUAGAGAAUACGGAAUAACGAAGAGUUCCAAUGUAUGUUUCAAAGACCAAAUAUAUCAAGGGAAGCCACAGAAAGAAGGUUAACCGGGAAUGCCCGGAGGAAAAAUGGCGCAUUGAUAAAUGCAGUAAUUAAGGAGGACAAAAAAAAAAGGACUCGGUUAUGAAAAAGACAGCUUGGUAGAAGGUUGGAAGGCUAUGUGAAGAGAGACGUUAAAGCAAUAGACCCAAGAGUUAACUGGAGAGAAGUAGCUGAGAAUAGAGGGAGACGGAGGAGAAUUUGUUGUACGAGAUAGUCUUAAAGGCUGAAACCACUCCCCCCCCCAAAAAAAAAUUAUAACUACGGCUUAAUAAUACGUAUUAUUAAGAUUAAUUAGCAAGAUGUAUGCUAGCUCAAAUCAAUUUAACACACUGUUGUUGAUUGGAACUCAGAUGCGCUUUGAAGGGGGACGAUGGGAGCAAUCGCCCCCCCCCAUCGAGAGUUUUAUUUACUUUAAAUAUAAUAAUUUUUGUAUCCGAAAAUUAUAAUGUCUAAAAUAUUUUAUAAAACUGAAUUUAAGGAUUUCUAAUAUAGUUCAGGUAUAUUGUUUAAAAUUCUACGAGAAUGAACAUUUCCCGAAUCGUUUGUUUUUUUUUUCUUGAAGUGGGUUUCGUUUUGGAUAAAACCUGAAGCAGCUCCGGCUCGAGUAACAUUGGGUGUCACAUCGCUACUAACAUUGUCAACACAACAUGCUAAAUCUCAAGCUGCAUUACCUCCAGUUUCGUAUCUAAAAGCAGUCGAUACUUUUAUGUCUGCGUGUACAGUGUAAGUAAAAAAAAUUAAAAUUAUAAUAUAUUUUAACUUAUAGUAGAAUUAGACUUUAGUCAUAAGUCAUUAAUUGCCCAGUAAAUAAUUCUUAUUUUGAAUUGAUCUAAAAUUACGUAUUUAAAAUAUAUGUGAAGUUAGGUAAGUGCUUAACCGGGGUAAAUGCGAGUCCAGAUUUAACGGUGAGAAAAAUAUAAAUUAUCUCUCGCAUCAAUAAUAAAAAUUUGUCUACAGCAAAGUGGGAAUUCAUAAUAAUUUGAAACGCUGUACUUUUAAGAUUCCGAUUGAAACCGGAAAAUAGGUGCAAUAUUAAACAAAUAUUAUUAAAGAAAAUGCGAGUAUAUAAUGUCUAUGCAAUUAUUUUACCAUAGUAUGACAUUUAUAUUGUUGACAAAACAACGCUAUUAACCGAACUCUGCUCACAAUCGUUUUUCAUUAGAAAUGGUUUAUCGUUGCGUACAGAUGCACAUUAAAUUCCCCUUCUACUACCAUCCCAACUUCUAACCUACAACAAUGGCCCACCCACGUGUAAAGUAUGUGCGUCUUUUUCCAGUUUCAUGUUAUCGGAGUCGAUUGAAAACAUAUUAUUGCUACAACUGUAUAGUUUUAGGCACUUGUCCCACGAUUAAAUAAUAGAGGUAAUAGUAUUUUUCAACAGUCGAUUUUGCACUUCCAAUUUCAUUUAUUAAGAGAUAAGAACGAAAUUUUAUUUGUUUAACAUUUUAAAUUGUAAAAUUAUUAUAAAAAACAUUCGUAUACAGUUUUGAUAGUGGAUUUAAGUAAAGUACUUCCAUAUUAUUAUAUUGUUAUAGUCAUUACAAUUCAAAGUUAAGUAAUUCGUGAGAAAUGACCAGUUUAUGUUAAACUUUUCCAAAUUAGUUAUAUAGUCACUGGCUAUAACUACGAACCUUUUAGGUAUUUGUUAAAUAUCAACACCUUAGGUUCAAGACGUACAUACAUUUAAUCAGCGUAAAUUUUGCUCUUAACGUAAUUGAUAUAUCAGUUCCAACAUUUAAUUCAAGAACCCGGCCAACAUUUUAAGAUUCUGAGUGGAGUGAAGAAGCUUAUAGUUUUACAAAAAUGUUUUUUAUUUUCUGUGGACAACUUUUAUACCAGAGAACUUGCUCCGAUUUUUACGUAUAGCCCCUUUACUGAAAGUAAAUCUAUGUGAGAAGGUACUUUAAGCCUUAAGGAGAUCAUUUUUGAUUUUCUCAAGAGUUUUCUCAUCAAAAGUGAAAAACAGAGGAAAAACGAGAAAGUGUACGAAAUAUAUUUGUAUAAUAUUACGAUUUUUUUUUCUGCUUUUCUAUAAGAAAUUUUGCUUCAAUUUGUAAUGAUAGCAGUGUUUUUAAAAGUAAAUUUGACUGGGGAGGUACUUUAGGGAGGCCAUUUUUCGAUUUUUCAGGAAUCUUCUCAGCAAAAAAUUAAAAAUCAUGAAAAACUUAGGAAAAACAGGAAAAUCGAUACAUUAAAUAAAUAUUAUUAAAGAUAAUAUAUGAUGUCUAUUUUAUUAUUUUACUAUAAUUUGAUAUAUAUUUAUUGUUGAAAGAGCAUCACUGUUAACUGAAUUCCGCUCAGCAUCGUUUUUUCAUUAGCAAUGGCUAACAGAAACACAUUAAAUUACCUAUAACAGUGGGCUGCAUCCGUCCCUAUCCUAGGACAUAUUUUUUUAUCUCUCAAAUGAAAUUACAAACCGGCACUUUACUAUUCUAAUUAUUUUGAAUAUAUUAUUAUUUUCAGUUUAUUACCAAUAGGUUAUAUCAUAAUAGAUUAUAAUUUACUAUUGAUAUACUUUCCAUUGACUUUUAAUCAAAAUCAGAUUACUCAUAAUUAUUGUAAUUAUCAUGUGUUUUAAUAUUUAUAUGUACCAUAUUAAAACUAUACUUAUGUCCUUUGGCGUGUAUGUAUUCAAUAAAUGUUCAUAUAUUUAAAAAUAUUCAAAUCAUGCCGCAGUUACCCUACAUUACUUAUUUAGUAUAUUUGUAUAAAUAUCGAAUUUAUAUAUGAACAGAAAAGGCCAUUUUUUUAUUUAUUUAAACCAAUAGGUAUAAUAAAAUAUGUUGGUAUUAUAAUAGGUGAUUCGUAAUUAUACAACUAUUUUCUAUAAAGGGCACACAGUCUGCAGCUGAGUGUUUCCAAAAUGAGUAAUACUCGAUAGUGGGUUAUACUCUGAUUUACUAUAUAAAGGCCGUAUAUUAAAAACAAUAGGCAAUUAUUUCUAAUUUUUGUUAUCCCCUAUUCAUAUUCAUAUGUAGCCGAAACUAAAAAUAAUUUAUAUCAUAUGAUUUGUAGCAAAUUCUACCUUAAAAUAAAUAUAGAUGACAUUAUUUUUCACUAAAUCGGUGCUAGACAGUGUCAGAUGAUGUUCCAAACAUUUUAACAAUUAUAAUGUUAAUUUAUAUGUUAAUUUAUAUGUUAAUUUUAUCAGAAAGAUGAGGUAAUACUGUAAUAGAGAAUCGAAAAUAAUUUAUGUUCAUAUUUUACUUGUACGAGAAUCAGCUAACCGCAUAACCAUCAAAAUAAUAUAAUAUUUGACUCAUAUACUUUUACGUAUAAUAUAAGAAUAUUAUAAACUGUAUGCAGUGGUAAAAGUGGGAAAAAAUUUGAAGAGGGAAUAAAGUCACUACAAAUUAAGGAGUGUUCCCGAGUUCUUAUCAAAAUCUAAUUAUAAACAAACGAUUUUAAGAAGUCCACGAGGAACCUCCUUCACUUUUUUCUUUCACACAACUUUGUUUAUAAAAAGACGGACAUACUUCGCCCGAUGAGUGUAGCCGCUGUUGUAGGGGGGAAGUUGGGAAGGUAGGAUACAGAAGGGAAUGUAAUAUAUAUAUUUCCAAACAACGAUAACCAAUUGCUAACGAAAAAACGAUUCUGAGCGGAGUUCAAUUGUUAGUGAUGCUUUGUCAACAAUAUAUAAGUAAUAUUAUGGUAAAUUAAUUAACUAGGCAUUAUAUAUUUUCUUUAAUAAUAUUUUUUAUAAUAUUGUACCAAUUUUCCCAUUUUUAACAUUUGCUGGGAAAACUCUUGGGAAAAUCGAAAAAUGACUACUCUAAAGUACCAUCCCAAAGAAUCACAUUUCAUCAUCCCAAGAAGAUUUCCUUUUAGAGUUAUACAUCGUAUACAUCGAAGUAAGUUUUCUGGUUAAAAAGUGUUCGUUUAAAAAAAAAAAAAAAAAAAAUAUACAUCUUUGUAAAACCAAUACAUUCUUCGCUACACUCAAAAUCAAAGUUUAUGACCAAAGUUAAUAUAAAUAGGAUGUAAAAAUUAAUUUUCUCUUCAGAAAAAUUAUCCUACACAUAUUAUACCUACUUAAUAAAAAUAAAUUGAAACUUAUAGUUUGAAAUAUUAAAAAAAUGUAUUUAAAUUUUAAAGUUGUUUUAGUUUAAGAUAUUUCAUUAAAAAGACAAUUCAAAACUAAUUUAUAUUGAAUAUCACGUUCAUCAUUCAUUCAUAUGAAUUUGAUUAUUUUAGUUAUAAUAAUAUCACUUAUUACAAACUUAAAUCUUCAUUAAUUAUUACUUAUUGAUACACAAAACAGUCUUUAAAAUUAUAACAGUAACAAAAUGAAAAUAAAACAAUCGCCAAUUGCUAUAAAACAUUGUUAUAGUUAUUGGUUAAUAUUAAAUGGUAAUAACUAAUAAAUAUGGUACUAAUAAUAAAAAUAAUUAUGUUGUAUUAAAAUUAAUACACAAUGCAAAUUUAAAAUACAUUUUCUGCGAAACGUUAAAUUAAAGACGACGUAUAAUCUUACCGUAAAUAAGAAGGGAUGGAGUCUCCUUUCAUACUCCCACUUUAAAUUUUAAUGAGUCCUAUAUGGCUAUAUAGGUAGACUAUAACAAAUAAUCCUUGAGUUUAAUUAUUAAUUAAAAUAUGUAGGUAUCGUAUGAACUUAUAUAUUAUUAUGGUGUCUUAGCGCAGUUAAAAUAAGUAAUGUACGGGCACAAAAAAUAAAUUAUCGGAUAUUAUAAAAUAAUUUUAAAUUUCAUUCUUUGACGGUGGUUUUAGAAAAUAAAUAAGUGUUUCUCAAUUUAUUUUUGAUUUUAAAUGUUUUAAUUGCUUUUUUUUUAAUAAAUUUUGCCUAUAUAUUACCAAUUUUUUAAAAAUAAUUUGUAUUUGUAUGUUUUAGGUUCGUGUUUAUGGCUCUGAUGGAAUAUUGUUUGGUGAACAUUGUACUUGGUGAUGCCGAUAUGCCACCGCAAAAACCAAUAAAUAAAAAACCGUUCGAUUUCAGCUUCAGGGUAAAUAUCAUAUAUCAUCUAACUAUUUACGUUUUGAUAGAAUAGGUUGGGUUAAAUAAAAAGUGAAACAAUUUUUUUAUUAUUAAUAGACGUAGUAAAGAAUAAAAUAAUAAAAAUGAUUAUGUAAGUGAUCUAUAAAAUACAAUAUUUUAUGUUGGUUGAGCAGAAAGUCGUAUUUGGGUUGUAAUUCAAAUGUAGCUAAACAUUUGAAUCUAGCAACUUUUUGGUGUACUUAAUAAAAAUAUUCAAAUGUACGAACUUCCGGGCCCUAGUUACUAUUUAUUUCACUAAUAUUUUCAGGGAAUUAUUAAUUUGUUUCCUAUAUUAUUUGAGUGUGUUAAAUUCACAAACAUAUAGGACUGGUUAUUUCGUUUAAAAACCAUAAGUCGAAUUGCCAUUGUUACCAUGCAUACUCGCGAAGAAAUUUAAAACUUAUGAACGAUUUUUCAUUAAUUUCUUAUGGUCCGAUCAACUUAAGGUUUUACAUGCACUCAUAUUUUUGAUGAUAAUACAAAAACAAAUAAUCAGAUUUUCCAUUCCUCUCCUUCGGUUUUCAAAUAGGAUGGAAAAAUGGUUUUCUCUUUAUGUGGGCAUUUGGGAAAAACUUUAAAAUAUUUAAAAACGACUCGCAAAUUUUUUUGUGUAUUAUCUACUAUUGCUUUACAUAAUCCGUAAUUAGACUUUCUGUUUCACUUCUUUUUAUCCAUUUUAACCAUUUUAUAGCUUUCGGAAAAAAAUAUUGUAAAUUUGAAAUAUCAAAAAAAAAAAAAAAACGCGUCCUAUGCCUUUUGUUUGAAUUUAUUCUUCACUAUAAAUAACCCGUGGUUUGAUUUUUCAAUUUCCAAAAGGGGUGGAUAAAUGAUUCUUUAGUUAGACUAAAAAUAAUCAAAUCGAAAAAAGUUAAAAAUUUGUUAAACAUUAUGCUUAUAAAACGAACUAUAAGCUAGGUACAUAAUAAUGUAGAAAUAAUAAAGAAGUGUUAAUAAAAGUAUUUUUUCGCAUAUAAUUAAUAAUUGAGAUUAAUGUGAAUAAUAACAAAUAAGCAUUUUAGUGUAGAGUGCUUUCGAUAAAAUAUGAAAUUAAUGAAAAAAAUGUUUAAAAUAUUCACAAAAAAAAAUUUUGGAAGGUAAGAUAUAAAAAGUUAUAAAAUGUAUAUCUUCAUGCAACGAUAAACCACAGAUUGCUUAAGAAUUAUGAUUCUAAGUAAAGUUUGGUUAUACAAUAUACAUGCUUUGAAAUGUGGUAAUAUUUUUAUAAUGAGAAAUACCUACGAACAGGUCGAAAAUCGCUAGAGUACAUUCCUCGUUACUCCCAGAAUCUAAAAAAAAUGAAUCAUAGUACCAAAAUCGUGCAUGAAACUAACCAUAAAUAGCGUCCCACAUGCUUAAAUUUAUUAUACUAAUUACAUUUUAUGUUAUCAUUAACUUCUAGUUCGAUUUAUAAGUAUACUAGGUAUUUANGUCGUAGCAAUAGCAUUUCAUUGCUCCGAAUGCAAUUGCUUCGAAUGUAAAUACCUACGAUAUUACAUGAGCAGCUAAACAACUGCUUCGAAAUCUUCGAAACCGUUUUUAUCAAAAUUCGAAUAUGAGUAUUUACUAUUAUAUAACCUUGCGUUUUGUCUCACCUUUAUAUUGAUAAAUAAUAAUUGUUAACUGUUAUAAAUUAGUGAAAAUGUACAAACCAGCAAGUACGUUAAAUAAAUAUGGUUCUCAUUCUUGAAAAGCAUAACUAUCCACUUGAUGUCCUGUUCUCUGAAAAAUAAACAUUUUAUGAGGAAAUUAUUUUAUAUUUCUAUUAAUUGUUCCAUAAAUCUUUGCAUUGUUACAAUCUUUUAAUUCUUAAAUUCGGGUAAAAGUGCUGUAGCGAAUCGAACAAAUAUUUUUUAGUAGAUAUCUAUGUACGUUAUGAUAAGGUAAUCGAUUAAAAUAUUAUUUAUACUUUGGACUAAACACACUCUCAAGCCGUGUGGAAUUUAUUGAGAUUCUAAAACGUAUUGUUACGGGCCGUUCGGACACAGCCUUUUGGUGGGAAGAUGUACACGUGUGUUAGGUGUACAAACGGUUUUUUAUUAGAAUUUGAACAAAACACGGUUGACAAGUUGUAUCUAUGAGUGAAAAACCUGCGACACCAGCCCCGGGUCAAGUCUUAGAUGUAAUUAUCAGGUAUAAAUACAUUAAUGAAAUGACUGGACGGAUUGGUGUCGAGGUGACGGUACUCCUCCUCGUUUCUUCGGUGGUGGUGUGGUUGUCUCGACUCUUGACUGAGUUCAAGUUCUCUCGGCGAUGAUUCCGGUCUCCUUGGUUGUCGCCUCGAUCGGGGUCUAGACGGUGGUGGACGCUGCCGCCGUUGUCUGCUGGUGGCACGUCGUCCGUACCCGGACACGUUGUCCCUUUGGCCCACGGACAUGUAUCAUCCGUUGUUGCGCGAGAACGUCGUCGGUUUACCACACCCGUAUCAAUGGCCCCGACGUGCGUAUACUUAAUGCGACGACCGAUUUCAUAUCUUGUCGCGCGGAAUUCUUAAAUUAUAAUUAACAAACUUUACACGUGAAGGACAGAGUCCGUAACAAUAUCGGUUUUCCAAAAAUCUAAUUUGAUUUAUUCAAAUGGCAAAUUGUAUACAAAUUAAUUAACAUUUAUUUACAUAAGAUAAUUAUGUACAAAAAACACAUUCAUUUUAAAGACAAAUAUUACUAAUAUAGCAAUAUCUAGUAUAAUAUAAUAAGUAGGUUAUUAUGAAGAGUCCGUGUAUGUACUAUGUACGUUUUGCUCAAGGCAAAUAUUUAUGGAGGAAGGUUCAAACCAGCUUAGUAUAAGUAGCAUAAUUAUAUAUGAUUCAAACUUAACGAUGAGAUGAUUGAGAUAUUUAUGACGAAAUUAAAGUAAAAAAAGACGUCCUAGGAUAAUGGGGACUGGUGCAGCCACUUUUGUAGAUAAUUUAAUGUAUACCUGUAAGCAACGAUAAACCAAUGCUUACUAAAAAACGAUUCUGAGUGGAGUUCAGUUGAUAGUGAUGCUUUGUCAACAAAAUAUAUAUGUAUGCCAUAUUAUAGUAAAAUAAUUAAAUAGGCUCUAUGCAAUUUCUUGAACAAUAUUUGUUUAAUGUUGUACCGAUUUUCCCAGUUUUUCACAUUUACUGAGAAAACUCCGGGAAAAAUGAAAAAACAACCUCUUUAAAGUAUCUCCCCAGUGAAAUUUACUUUCACAAAUAUUGCUAUCAUUAAAAUUUGGAGCAAAAUUGGUGGUAGAAAAGUUGUCCACCGAAAAAAAAUAAGAAAAAAUAAACAUUUUGGUAAAACCAUAAACUUCUUCGCUCCUCUCAGAAUCUAAUAGGUACCAAAAAAUAGUGCGGUAUGAUUUUUUUUAAAAACGAUAAAUGUGAAUAAUACAUGAUCUAAAGGUAUCGUCGUAACACCAAAACGAGGUUAUAUCACUACAGAUAAAUCAAUUCGGAGUUAUGGCUUUUUGUAGCAGUUUUUAUCAAGUUUAAUUUGAUCUCGGAGUAAUACACAUUAGUAACAGUUAUAUUCGAAACAGUUGUUAUUCGAAGUAAUACCUAUGUUCGAUGUAGUAUAUAAUAGUAGCAGUUGACUAUUGUGGCGUAGAUUAUAGGUAUAUAAUUAUUUAUACUUUAUAGUUUAUAUUACUUAUGGCGUAUUUGACUUAGUUUUAUGGAGAGAGCGGGUAACACUAAAAUAAUUAUACACAAGGUAUUUAAUUUAAAUAAUUUUUUAUAGUAAAAUAUAUUUAAUCAGGUAAAUCGUUAUGUGAGUAUGUGACUGUUUAUCUAAUAAGAUCACUGCUCAAACUGCUCCAAGGUAAUAGACCAUUAUAGACGUUCAUUAAUGUCAUGGAAACAAAAUAUUAUUAGAACGCCCGUCAUCAAAAAUAAUUAUUUGAGUGAUAAACAAAAAAUUAAAUUAUUGUAUAUCUACAUAUAUAUAUAUAUAUCAAAUACCACCACAAAUUAAUUGAUGGGGGAUCGAUCACCCCCAUCAACCCCCUCCCCCCUCAAAUACUCAAACUGAUAUUACUAUUGUUAUCUUUGAAAAAAAGGACAUGUUUUUAUCACUAAUUGAAGUUGGUUACAAAUGUGAAAAAUCAAAACGAAAUGCUUAUGGCGGUUCGUGUAGAGACACAUUUUACAUACAUUUUAUGUAGGUAUUUAGUUCAGUGGUAGAUAAAUGCAAUUUUAAAUGUAUGUACCUAUAUGUAUGCCACGUGUCACAAAUCAAUGAUGUCAAUAUUGAUUUUGGCAAAAAUGCAUGGUUGUAAUUUAUACUUAAAGCAAAUAUAACUGUACGCAAGAUCGGAUUGGCUAGGUCACAGGUCAGUUCGCAAUUUAAAAACUUCAGGCUGAGAGCACACUUUUCUCAACAUUUAUUGAAAAUAACAAAAUUAAUUUUUUUUUUUUAUAAAAAACAAUACUGUAAAAAAAAAUACUAGUUUUAUCUAGAUAUAUUUAUAUUAAAUUAUAACAGUUUAAAGUUUAGACUGGAGGAGUAGGGAAGAAUUAUCGUUUAAUAAUAUAGAUAUGCAAUUUAUUACCCUUCGCCACUCUUCCGGUAUAAACUUAAACUGGUAUAAUUCAUUAACGGUAAAUUUGAUAUUAGCAUUUUGCAUAUUAAAACUUCUAGACAAAUAUUCAGUACUUGAAAUUCUGAUUGAAAGGGUGGUUGCUAUUUAAAAACUCUUAGUGGGUACUCAUUUCAAGUAUAACGAGUAUGGAUAAAAAUACGGAAAUACUUAGCACGACAGGCGGACCAUGAUUGUAGGUGGGAAGUUUGGAAGGUUGGAAAUAGAGGGGAAUUUAAUUUAUAUCUGUAUACAACGAUAAACCAUUGCUAAAACGAAAAACGAUUCGGGGCGAAUUUUAGUUACACAUAUUUGAAAAAGCUGUAAUAUUUACGAUUUUCGUAAAAAUUUGAUAUUAAAGUUCGCAUUAAAAAAAUUAAAUUCUACAUUGAAAUCAAAAUUAUUUUACCAUAAAGUACAACUUAUAAUGAAUAAUCCUGUUAAAUUUUCAUGCAUUUCGGUUAUGUCUAAAAAUUGUAUCCACAGAGUACCUACCAAAAAAAUUACGUAAAAAACUCGCAAAAUUAAAAUUUUUAUAAAUAGCUCAAAAAUGGCAUGGAAAUUUCAAAAUUUUACUACGUCUAGAAAAAGCAAAUAUAAGUUUUCUUUUCCAAUUUCAAGUCUUUAUGAAUAUUUUAACUGAUUCACCACAAAUAAACAAAAAUGAAUACAAUACAUUUCGUAAGUUGUUCAGUUUUCUCUACGUUUUUUCUUUGUUAUUCCCAAUUGUUAUGAAAACCUAUUGAAAAAUCAAAAAAUGACCACCUUAAAGUGUCAAAAUUAAAUUUCCUUUCAGAAAAAGUACCACGUUUAAAAAGUUCACCCAGAGUUCACUCAGUUUCACUCGGAAUUUAAAAUAUUAAUAGAAAAAUGAAAAACAUUAUGGUUGAUACAAUUAGGUAACUGAGGUUACCCGUAGUGUUAGUGUAUGUUUAGAGAAGGUUUUUAAUGGUAGUUAUUUGGUGAAAAUAUCCGUAAAUUGAUCUUGAAAUGGAUCGUAAGAGUGUUACUGCUCUAGUGUUGAUUGCUUCUCUUAUUUUUUUUAUAAGUAAUAAUAUUUUUCGUCAAUGUGCUUCAUACGUUGUUGUUGUCUUGGUUGUUGCUUGGCUGUGAUACAAGCUUGAUUGUCUUCGUGUAAUACUGAUUGUCUAAUUUAAAUACCUAGUUUUUCAAGUAGGCUUCAAGGCCAUAUGGUCUCUAACACAGCGUUGGCUAAUGCAAUAAAUUCUGCUUCAAUAGACAAUAGUGAAACUAUGGGUUGUUUCUGUGAUCACCACGAAAUGAGGGCUCAUAAUGCUUUGAAACAGUAUCUUGAUAUAAAACGUCUGUCUUGUAUAUUAUUUGCCCAGUCUUUGACAGUGAAUUCUGUUUAUGUUUGAGUCUGUUAUACGAAUCACAAGAAGAAUAGGUAGUAUAACCUAUAAAGUAGUAAUGGUAUUUGGUUAGGUACACAUGACAAUAAUCGGUUAAAUUGAUACUACAACAAGAAUUAUACUGUAAUUGUCUCAAUAAGUCUAGAUUGAAUUUCAUCAACUGACGUAUCACGGGCCUAUGCGAAAUGUAUACACUAAACGACAAUAAUAGUAUAAAACAGCUGUUUUCACACUGUGCGCCGCGGUGACCUAAGGACAUCGUAAGAAUUUUUCGGGGACACCGUAACUAAUAAAAAAUUAUUUAUAGCUUAGGUAUUGUAAUUAUUUUUUUAAAUUUUUGUUCAUUUCAAAUUGAAUAGUAUAAAAGAAAUGUAAGAAAUCAGCUGUACUUUAGAAUGCUUAUGUUGUAUUAAAAUCAAUACAAUUAUAAAAACAGAUUAUCAAUGAGAAUUAGUCAUGAUUUUAAAUUCUGAGUGGAGCGAAGAAGCUUAUGUGUUUUUAUUUUAUUAUUUUUUUUUUUUAUCUGUUAACACAAUUUCUACCAGAAUAUUUAAUUUAACUUCUAAGUGUAGCACCUUUUCUGAAAGGAAAUCGGUGUGAGGAGGUUAGAAAGGUCAUUAUUCGAUUUUCUUACAAGUUUUCCUAGCAAAUGUGAAAAACCGAGAUAAAACAUGGUAAAACCGGGAAAAACGUAGGAAAAUUGGGAAAAUCGGUACAAUAUUAAACAAAUACUACAAAAUGACAUAUAUAUAUAUAUAUAUAUAUAUAUAUAUAUAUCGUUGACAAAGCAUCACUAUCAACUGAACUCCGCUCAGAAUCGUUUUUCGUUGGUUUUCAAUGGUUAAUCGUUGCUUACAGGUAUACAUUAAUUUAUCUAUAACAGUGGCUGCACCCGUCCUGAUUAUCCUAGGACGUCUUUUUUAUUAUAUUAUAUAUAUAUUAGUACAUUUCUCGUGGUAUUCACGGCAAGGCCCCGUGGCUACAUUUUGUUCGAAAAAGGGCACCACCGAAAAAAAAGUUUGGGAACCGCCGAUAUAAGUUAUAUGGGAGUGGGGGGCCAGCGGCGAAAUUGGUUCAUAAACCAAAGUCUGCCCCUUACUGUAUGCAAAUAGUAGACCUAUAGAUUUUAAAAAUGUUUCCUACGAUAAUACCUACUUAUCACUUGUGUAUUAUUUUAAGAAAUAUUACAGGCGUAUAUCGAUUCUGUCGAAAUAACUUUUUUACCUGAAAUAAAUAUAUUGGCUCUGCCAAACAUUUUUACAUGUUAAUUCCACCGAAUGUUAGUAAAACAGUGAUCGAUGUAUACCAUAUACAGCAGCAUAUUUAUACAAUUUUCAAGUAUUUUGUCAUUUGAGGCAAAGUAAUUUUACAUUUAAAGUUGUAGAAAUGAAUAAAACAUUAUUUACUGAGUCAAAGUCGAAUAGAAACCUUCGUUUUCAAUAAUUGAAUCCGACGAAUCAUAAUUUCGAUUAGUUUAGAAAUAUCUUCUGGUAAUGCUGUAUAUGAAAAUUGACGAGACCAGUACAAAUAUUGAGGUAUAAUGUGUAUUGUAGGUAGACAACAGGACUUGUAAAUAAUUUAGAUUCUUAUUAAUUCAUUAAUUGUAAAGUAAAUAGAUAUAGUAAACAAAUAUAUAAGUAAAACAUGUAUGCAUAAAAAUAAAAUAAAUGAAUCAAUGCGUCGCCUGGAGUAUUAUGAUAAGUAUUUAUUAUAGUACUCAUAUACAUAUAAUACAUUUUUUAUUUAUAUAUUUAUUUACUUUAUUAUUUUAUUAUUUAUUGAUUGUAUAAUUAUUUAUGAUAAAAUACAUUUAUUUUUAUAGUAUAAAAUAAUAAAAAUGUAAUUAUUAGAUUAUAAUACUUACAAAUUAUCCAUUUUUUUUAUAAAUUAUUAUUAAUAAUUCAUGAUUAUCGUAAAUCAACUUAUAUACAAAUAUUAAGUGGAAUUGACAUGCAAAAAGAGAGCGGGCAGAAUUCUCGUGUAUAAAUGUAUAUGUGCGUCCCAAUGACACUCAUUAAGAUUGGACGGGGCACGUGGGUAGUAAAUUAACGAAAAAUGGGACUGCCCCUUGAAACAUACAGGAUGGGUGACUUUACAAAUCCGGAACGUAAAACCUCGAAACGGAAUUGUCCGGAUUGCAAUUUACAAUAAUCCAGAACGUAAUUUACCGUACAAAUAUCAAUUGUUUCUAAAAUAUGUUUACGAGUAUGAAGUCGGUGUAUCAAAUAAGUCGGGAGAACAGUAUUUGUACGAAAUUCAUUUAAAAAAAAUUAAAAAUAAACGUAAUUGGAAAACUAACACAGACGUAAUAAGUUGUUAUCGAUCAAAAAUAUCAGAAUAAUACAACGUUAGAAUUAUGGAACCACUGGUUUUACUGCCCGGGGUUUUAGGUUCCGGAUUAUUGUGACCGGUGGCUACCCUGAUAAUACAUGCCUGUUUUACAAUCGGGUUGGUCAUUAUUAUUAUUAUUAUUAUUAUUAUUAUUAUUAUUAUUAUUAUUAUUAUACAAUACUGUUGUUUUGCAGAACAACAUAAAGUCGAUCGAUGGACACCCGAUUCCGCCGGCACCGCGGCCGCCGCCGCAAGCGGUCGCGGCGCAAGCAGCCGCGACGGCGGCCAAAGUACAGAGGAAUCGCACCAGAGCGCUGAAAAUCGAUCGGUUUUCCCGCGUCUUCUUCCCGUUACUGUUCACCGUGCUUAACAUGACGUACUGGGCAAUAUUCGCUCGGUUUAUAUAAUGACGGCGAGCGUUGUACGCGUACCCAACCACCGUACCUACCAUACCACACACAACAGUAUUAUCGUCAAAACGAUAUUAUUAAUAUUAUUAACAUGUACGGUUACGAUACUUUGCACAUCGAACGGGGGGCGUUUGGCCGCCACCGUCUCCUUAUUAAUUAUGUUAAAUAAUGUAACGUUGUUACACUGAUAAUAAUAAUAACAAUAUAUUAGGUGCACGUCCCGCCGGUAAAUUUCUCUUGUUAUAGGGUCGUAGGCUGUGUACCUACACGAUAGACCUGUACAAUAGCAUAUACCUAGUAUUACAAUACACUUAGUGUCUUAUUAGCUCUCGGUACGUAUACAAAUUAGUUUAAUUACUAAUAAAAUAUAUACUACUUGUGCAAUAAUACAAA
Molecule: messenger RNA, 59804 nt
Organism: Cinara cedri
Lineage: Eukaryota; Metazoa; Arthropoda; Insecta; Hemiptera; Aphididae
Source: the annotation of a GenBank genome assembly